This is a messenger RNA of Pelobates cultripes (western spadefoot toad), 50220 nucleotides long. The record is from the annotation of a GenBank genome assembly. Lineage: Eukaryota; Metazoa; Chordata; Amphibia; Anura; Pelobatidae.
GACGUCAUCAGCAGGCGGGUUGUACGGACAGUAACCUUGUGUGGAGGUGACGGCGCAUGCGCGGUGUGCAGCUGGGGGAACCCACGUGUGACAGUGAGAGGUGAAUUGCAGGCAGCAGUUUGGUCUCCAUUUAGUCAUCAUGUCCUGGUUAUUCGGGAUCAAUAAGGGGCAGCCUGACCCCACCAACAUCCCCGGCUACCCUGCCCCCCCUGCUGCCCCUGGGGGUGAUGGGGAUGGAGGAGACAAGAACAAACCCAAGGACAAAUGGAGUAACUUUGACCCCACCGGCCUGGAGAGGGCAGCCAAAGCAGCCAGGGAGCUGGACCAGUCCCGUGAGUGUGGAGGAGGGGUUAUUAUAUUAUAUGGGACCUGUCACUGUUAUCAAUAAUAUUAAUAAUAAUAAUAAUAAUAAUAUGUUAUUACUAAAUUCAGAAUACAGCUUUAAAAAUCACCCAUAAGUUGUAUUAAACAAUUUUUUUUCCCCCCCAUUUGAUGCUCAGUUUUCCUUUAAAUGUAAAUUAAAUUUAAAGGCAGCCAUUGACAUUACAAUCCUGCUUAGUCGUGGCACAGCCAAGGCACGCAUUGCAUUGGAGUAAGAGAAGCAGGGACAUUUCUCAUUCUCCACAUAUUGUAUUCUAUGACAGAAAAGGACUCUCAGCAUCACACCAAGGACUGACCGGGAGCCAAGAUGGAGGAUAGAGUUGGAUAUUUAUUUUGCAGAGCUUACAAACUAUUUAAUAUAGAGGAUAAGUUAAGAAAAUAAACGUACUGGGAAAUGACUGUUCCUGUUAAAGUAUAAAUAUAAUGAAUGUAUACAGAGAAGUCAAAAUUAAAUAUAUACACUAGAGGCAUACAGACCACUUCAGCUUAUUGAAGAGGUCUGGAUCAAUAUCCCUGUCCCUUUAACCCUGCAAUGUUAUUAAUGCUGGAUUUAAAUGUGUAAAUCGAUAUAGUGUAAUUGACAAUUAAACUGUUGGCUAUUUGUAAUGGCUAUUCUUUGGAAAAGUCAUUGCCAGCUAUGAUGGACUUCUGUCUUUGCAUAAUUGACAAUGAGGUCCACCAUUACACGGGAGUCCGGUGAUGACUGUAUGUGUACAUAUGUUUUAUGUGUAUAUAUUUCAUUUCUUAUGGCCAAUUUUGGAUUGUUCUGAAAUGCUGUGCACUACUGUAACACUGCAGGGUGCAAGACACUUGCAGAACAUUUCAAUGUUCUCCUUUAUAUCCAUCUCAUUCAUUGAUUUAUACUAUGGGUGUUACAAUAUUCAAAUAAAUUUAUACCUUCCAUGGGUAUGCAAUUUAUUCAAGUGUAUGUUCAAAAUAGCCUUCAGAACAAUUUCUUAUAUUUAGCUGAUUAACAUUUGUUUUGGACUGCAGUUAAUAAACAUGUUAUAUUAAAAAUUAAUGUAUUUUCUUUGUUUGCCUUUCCUUUACACAUGAGAAGUUAUACCACAAUUAAAUAAUAUAGUCAGCUGAUGGCUGACUUUUACGACCUUGAAGAAGAGUGAUCUCUUUGGUCCAUAUCAAAGGUUGUCCUUAUGUUUGGGCUUGUUGUGCCAUUGCUUUUGUAGAAAUGCUCCAUAUCUCUUAAUACUGGGGGCACUGUAGGCACCCAGACCAUUUCAUCUCAUUGAAGGGUCUGGGUGCACUGUCCCCUUAAGCCUGGAGCUGAAAACAUUGCAGAUUUAAAGAUACUGCCAUGUUUACAUUGCAGGGUUAAGGCUGGCUCUGUCUACCAGACAGCCACCAUAGGCGCCUACUGUUCCUGCAGUUUCGCAGAGUUUUACUCCGUGAAAUGACGCUGUAUGGCCUCACGCUUUGCAAGAGGACAUCCAGUCAAUACCUUCCUAUUGGGAAGGCCUAAUGUGCUCACGGUGCUCACUGUGCAUGCGCACUAGGUUCCUGGAUCUCUCUGACAUCGCAGGAGGAGGAGCCAGAUUAAGCAUCGAUGGACUUCGGCAGUGGAAUCAUGUAAGUGGAAGAAAAGUGUUUUUAACCAUUUCUUGAUUGAGUGGUGGUGCAGAGGGGCAAUAUAGUGUUAGGAAUACAGUUUUGUUGCAUCAUAGACCAAAACUACCUGUUAUGUCUGUUCAAGUCCUGCAUUAUCAUGUUAAAUUGUAUAAUCCAUUUUAACAGUUUUAUUGCUAUGGCAAAACUUCCCCGGCAUGACCUUGAGGUGUAUUCCGUUAAUCGCAUCGGUGGUGAAUUUUCAUUGUGAAAUUUAGGGCAAACACUCCAUGUUUUUAAACUAAUCAUUUGUGAUUUGGUUAACAUUUUACUAUAACUCCCACAAUGUAGUGAGAAAACCUCUAGUGCAAUGCAUAUCUUUAAAUGUUCUCUCUGCCUUUACCUACUGAAAAGAUCGUGCUACUGUAAGCACCAUAUACCAGAUUAUAUUUUCUGAAAUCGGGAUAUAAAAUGCUAACUCUAAUUUAACUUUGCUUUUAUUCCCCGUAUCCAGGUCAAAGGAUACGUUUGGACUAAAGCACAGAUCCUAAAUAAUUUCCUAACAUUUUAGUAUGUGGAAAUGUGUUUUUUGUACUUACAGGAACAGUCACAUGAAAGUCAGUAUAUUUACACUGUGUUGCAUCAUUAAUUCAAAAUGAUUAUGCUUUCCUUAAAGCUACAGUUUUCAUAAAACUGAGGAAGAUUUAAAUAAAAUGUUUUUAAUGGGUUUUUUUGGGGGGGGUGGGGGGGCUGUGUGUUUUUUUUUAUUUUUUUGGGGGGGGGCUUACAAUUGUUAAUUCUAAUGAAUUGCAUGGAUAAUAAAAUGUAACCGUAUUAUGCUACACCAUAUUUUACACAAUAUAAAAAGAGAUGACUGGAAAGGAUUGGUACAGUAGGGGUGAUGGAGGUAAUUUUUUAGGUUUUGUUCUGUAUACAGAAAAGUAGAAAUGAAAUAUACACUAUAGGCAUACAGACCAUUUUAGCUUAUCUGUGUAAUGUGUGUAAAUAAUGUUCACGCAUUAGCUUUCUGCAGGGAUUCAAUUCAAUUACCUGACCAUCUAAUGGGGGGAGCGUUUUGUAGACCUCAAUAAUGGCUGUCUGAUCACACACUCUCUGCUUAGACCCAGUCCCCAUGUCUGCAGCAAAGCUAAAAUACCCAAACACUGCUUGCCCAGUGUAUAGAACUGCAUGUCUCAAGUGUCGGGUGAUAGGAAUUCUUCAUCCCAGCAAAUAGAAAGUAACUCUAGUGGUUGUCUGUCUGCCAUUAGAGGACAAAUGUAAACACUGCUGUUUUUCAAAAAAUGGCAAUAUUUACAUUUCAGCGGCACCAAAACCACAACUUUCCCAAUGCUGCUUUUUAGGUGCUCUGUACACCCUUAGCCACUCCUGUAUUGUGUGAUUACAAGGAAAGAGGCUGAUCGAUUUAAGUCACUAACUGAGCCUCCGCAAAGAAAAAUGUUACUAUGCCAAGUGAAAGAUAUAGGGGGAGGUAAGCCAAGAAAUGCAGUACAAUGCAAAACCCAUAUCUGUGUAUAUGUUGGAAAUGAAAUGAUUAAUUCCAGGGUCAUUCUCCUGAAUUUAGUACUUUUUUUUUUUUUUUUGCUAAAGUGCUAUAUUUUCAUAUAUUUUAGGUCAUGCCAAAGAUGCUCUCAAUCUUGCAAAACUUCAAGAGGAAACCCUUCACCUGGAACAACAAGCUAAGAUUAAGGUAAGAGUACCUGGAAAAUCUGAAACUUUGUAGACUGGGGUUUAUUGACAUUGGGGCUUACUGAGGUGGCUUCAAGUCAAUCGUCAACCCUACAGAACCAUAGAUGUCUUGGAAGGCACUGAAGAAACCUGAUGCUGAUGUCUGCAUGUAUUACACUAUGUCAGGGUGACUGGUAUAUACUUGCUGCCCUAGACUUUGUCUUCCAUAAUCAUUUCAAAUUAAUAAGAGAGAAAUAAAAUAAAAAACAGCUCCUUUUUUUAAAUUUUAUUUAUUUAUUUAUUUUAGCCUUAUCAAACUUUAUUAUUAAUCUGGCAAGUAUACUACCUUCCCAAGCCGAGAUAUAAUGCAGUGAUAGCAUUAUUUUUUAUAAUACUGGAAUUAAUAUUACGAUAAAUGAAUGAGGCCUGUAGUAGACAAACAAUUUUCAAUACUCUCUGGUAACUCAGUGUGAUUCAAAAUGCUUCAUGUAUGUUGUCUUAUAACACAGCAAAUUUGAACAGAGGCAGCUAAUGGUGAUUCAGGAUUACUUUAUCCAGGUAAACAUUGCCUUAGGGUUAAAGGGACAAUAUAGUCACCAGAACAACUACUGCUUAUUGUAUUUGCUCUGGUGUGUAUAAUCAUUCCCUUCAUGCUUUUUGCUGUAAACAUUGUAUUUUCAGAGAAAAUGCAGUGUUUACAUUACAGCCUAGAGAUACCUCCACUGGUCACUCCUCAGAUGGCUGCUAGAGGUGCUUCCUGAGGCGGUGCUGCACAGUAAGCAGCACUGCCAUUCAGUGUCUCCACCCUCUGCAUGCAGACACUGAACUUUCCUCAUAGAGAUGCAUUGAUUCAAUUCAUCUCAAUGAGGAAAUGCUGGUUGGCCAGGGCUGAGUUUGAAUCAUGCUGUCUUUGCCCCUGAUCUGCUCCUUGACUGUCUCAGCCAAUCCUAUGGGGAAGCAUUGUGAUUGGCUUAGUCCACCACUUCUGAUGAUGUCAGCAGGCAGAACAGGGGUAGAGCCAGCAGCUGCAUACUUAAAUACAAGUAAGAUUUGACUAUAUUUAGGGGGGGGGGAGCAGGAGGGCUAGAUGGUGGUUUUAACACUAUAGGGUCAGGAAUACGUUUGUGUUCCUGAACCUAUAGUGUUCCUUUAAAUACUGAUAUUUUUUUAAAUAAAACAAAUUAUAUUUGUCCACUACGUAUCUGUAUGAAUUAUGUUUCCUAUAAUGAUAUUGAUAUAUAUCAUGUUAUAAACUUGCAUCAGUUCUUCCAGUGUGUGAUAAAGGUUUUUGUUGCUGUUGUGUUUUUGUUUUUUUUUUCCAUUUAAAGGACCACUAUAGUGCCAGGAAAACAAACUCGUUUUCUUGGCACUAUAGUGCCCUGAGGGUGCCCCCACCCUCAGGGUCCCACUUCCGCUGGGCUUGGUGGAGAGGAAGGGGUUAAACACUUACCUUUCUCCAGUGCUGGGCUCUCUUGGAGCUGGAGACUCGCCUCCUCCUUUCCCGUCACCGGCUGAAUGCGCAUGCACGGCAAGAGCCGCGCGCACAUUCAGCCAGUCUCAUAGGAAAUCAUUCUCAAUGCUUUCCUAUGGACGCUGGCGUCUUCACACUGUGAAAAUCACAGUGAGAAGCGCCUCUAGCGGCUGUCAAUGAGCCACUAGAGGCUAGAAUAACCCAUAUGUAAACAUAGCAGUUUCUCUGAAACUAUGUUUACAGCUGCAGGGUUAACCUCAGAUGGACCUGGCACCCAGACCAGUUCAUUAAGCUGAAGUGGUCUGGGUGCCCAUAGUGGUCCUUUAAGAAUUAAACUUUGUAUUUAUUUUCCUUAACCAACUUAUUUAUCCAUGAGUGAUACAUUUACUGAAUUUUGUUUUGAAGUUUUUAUUCUAAUUGCAAGCAAUCACCUCUCAUGCAGUAUAUUGAUGUGUUCCUAAUUGGCAGGAAUAUGAAGCUGCACUGGAGCAGAUUAAAAGUGAGCAGAUCCGAGUCCAGGGAGACGAGAGAAGGAAAACAUUACAGGAAGAGACAAAACAAAACCAAUCGGUGAGCAAAUUGCUACGAUCUUUUAAUUGUGUUCUAAAUCACUCAAUGUAUCAAACUGUAAGCCCUGUGCCACGUUGCAAACCUCCAGUUAAAGUAUAUAAGAUAGCAGAUGAAGCGCACUCAAUGGACACUGUGUGCACUUCAUCUGCUAAUAUAUUAUAUGCGCGAAUGCACGGGUUAGCAGAAUCUUACUGCUGAUAUUUUAUAGAAUUCUUCAGAAACAUUCAGGAUCGUACUGACUGUAGUGAUGGUUACCACUGGGACACUCUGAUAUAGAAAAAGAGGCUUUGGGUGUAAAAAUGGGACAUGCAAGUCAGUUAUUCACUAAAGGAAAAUGCUUAGCUGAGAAUUAUUCCAAUUUGGCAAUUUUAGCGUAAAAUUCACUUCGAAUUCCUGACAUUAACAAUGUUUAUCUAUGAUUAUUUUUUACUGCUGUUCCUUGACCGUAUAGCCUGUAAAUUUGGGGUCCAUAGGCAGCAGUGUGUGCCCUCAAUAGGAAGCAAUGUUCUUCUAGUAAGAAUACAACACAAUGUAUACUUAAUUAAUGCCAAAUUGACAUCAACUGAAUUGCAAAUUAUAGGGUAAAAUAACCAGUGUAAAAUACAAUCCACAAUCUACUUUCAAGAAAUUUUGGGCAAUCACAGCUUUUGUGUGUAUUUGCUGUGUUAUUGAUUUUUGCAAUUUUUUUUUUUUGUUUGGUACAGUGCCUUUUUUUCUACUUUUAUUAGCUUGCUUUGAUUAGCGAAGACACAUUUCUUUGUGUUCUGUGUUUGUUGCUUGAUGAUGUAAUCAACUGUUUGUUCUUCUCAUGCACAUACACUUUUUUGCAUUAUUGGUUAAUUAUUAAAGUGUUUACUUUGAUUUAUCAAGUCCUUUUCAGACCAGUAUCUGAUGGUUCUGUUACGGUUUUGAAACCUCUUUCGAAAGGAUUAUGAUUUGCUUUAACUUAAUAAACACUACAAACUCCUAAAGCACUUUAGCUUGCUCAAGUGCUUUGUGUGAAGAGUGUGUCCUCCUUUUUAUUGUACAAACAGAGCAGAUUUCAAUAGAAAUUGGCACUUUUAUAAACUAACCUUGCAAUACUCCCUGGCUGUCAAUCAGACUACUGGUCCUGUUACUUCCUGGUUUGGUUUACUCAAUGGAGCUAAACUCAAGAUGCAGCAAUUGGCCCAGAGCACCUGCCUUGCAAAUACUUCUCAUUGAGCUGCAUUGGGAAGUCUGUGGUUGGACAGCCACAGAAGGUCUGGGCUGGGCUAGAAGGGGAGGGCUUGCAAAGGUUACAAAGAUAUAUUUUUUUAAAUAUACCACUAAUAGAAAAAAUUAUAAUUAAAGCUUGCAUGUUUUCAUUGUGGUUUUAUGUAUUUAAUAGUCAUUUGUUGUUGUUGUGGUCUUUGGGUAUUGGAGUGUCCUUUAAGCAUAACUGUUUAGCAGAAUGUAUCAAGGUUCUUUUUUCACUAAAACUGAUCAUUUUAAAAACUCUCAUAAAAUGGACACUACAGGCACCCACACCACUACAGCUCAUUAAAGUGGUCUGGGUGCAAUGUGCACUUAGUGCUGCAAUAUAAAACAUUGCAGUUCCAUAGAAACUGCAAUUUUAUCUGCAUCCAUUUGGCUGUGUACCAGACAGCCACUAGAGGGCUUCCUGUAUUGAAACAGACCUUUGGUCACGCUCUGCAUUAGCACAUCCAGCGUCAGAUUUUAACUGUAGGAAAUCAUUGAUUCAAUGCUGCGCAUGCGCAUUAGUCUGCUCGUGGGAGGACUUUGGAGUGUCGACCCAGCGCCGAGUGACAUCUGCGCUGGGGUAAGGUAAGUAAAUAAAGGGGUUUUAACUUUUUAUUUACCUGGCAGGGGGUUAGAGGCAGGGGGAGUGAUAGAGCCAGGAAUACAGCUUUGUAUUCCUGGCACUAUAGUAUCCCUUUAAAAAAAAAUAAAAAAAAAAUAAAAAAAAUUAAAAGUUGGUAUUUUCUAUAUAAAUAAAACUAGAACCUAAAUUUUGAAAACUUAUGGCUAUUGUGUGUAAAUUUGUUUACAAAAACAUUUAGAAUUUAUUUUGCUCUACUUUACAUGGGAAACUGACCGUUUUAUAGGGGGCGCAGGUUAACUAACGUUUUGAUAACAGAACAGUUUAUUGGUUAAUAACUAAUUCAAUUUUCUUUUCUCCAGAGGGCACAAUACCAGGACAAACUCGCAAGACAGAGGUACGAGGACCAACUUCGGCAACAAGUAAGCAUACAAUCUCUUACACAGGUUCAAUACUAAAAUUUAUAUUUUAUUUUGUGUGUGUUUUAAUAGAUAAUAUUUUAUGUGUCAUGAAAUCUGUGCCUUAAUCAGCCUGUUUUGUACAGUUAUCUUUAUGCCGAAUGGGAAGGCCAUUUUCUGACUUCUGGGUUUUAUGAUGGUAACAGCAUGGUGAAUUCACUGAAAUGGACUCCCUGAAAAGAAUGUGCAUGUUGGACUGUUUCCAUGACAACCACAUUCAGUGCAGGCUUAUGGUGCCCAAGUCAAUGUUUUAUUUGGCUUGUCCGUAUUUUAAUAGCCAGCCUACAUCACUAUACAGGGAGUGCAGAAUUAUUAGGCAAAUGAGUAUUUUGACCACAUCAUCCUCUUUAUGCAUGUUGUCUUACUCCAAGCUGUAUAGGCUCGAAAGCCUACUACCAAUUAAGCAUAUUAGGUGAUGUGCAUCUCUGUAAUGAGAAGGGGUGUGGUCUAAUGACAUCAACACCCUAUAUCAGGUGUGCAUAAUUAUUAGGCAACUUCCUUUCCUUUGCAAAAUGGGUCAAAAGAAGGACUUGACAGGCUCAGAAAAGUCAAAAAUAGUGAGAUAUCUUGCAGAGGGAUGCAGCACUCUUAAAAUUGCAAAGCUUCUGAAGCGUGAUCAUCGAACAAUCAAGCGUUUCAUUCAAAAUAGUCAACAGGGUCGCAAGAAGCGUGUGGAAAAACCAAGGCGCAAAAUAACUGCCCAUGAACUGAGAAAAGUCAAGCGUGCAGCUGCCACGAUGCCACUUGCCACCAGUUUGGCCAUAUUUCAGAGCUGCAACAUCACUGGAGUGCCCAAAAGCACAAGGUGUGCAAUACUCAGAGACAUGGCCAAGGUAAGAAAGGCUGAAAGACGACCACCACUGAACAAGACACACAAGCUGAAACGUCAAGACUGGGCCAAGAAAUAUCUCAAGACUGAUUUUUCUAAGGUUUUAUGGACUGAUGAAAUGAGAGUGAGUCUUGAUGGGCCAGAUGGAUGGGCCCGUGGCUGGAUUGGUAAAGGGCAGAGAGCUCCAGUCCGACUCAGACGCCAGCAAGGUGGAGGUGGAGUACUGGUUUGGGCUGGUAUCAUCAAAGAUGAGCUUGUGGGGCCUUUUCGGGUUGAGGAUGGAGUCAAGCUCAACUCCCAGUCUUACUGCCAGUUCCUGGAAGACACCUUCUUCAAGCAGUGGUACAGGAAGAAGUCUGCAUCCUUCAAGAAAAACAUGAUUUUCAUGCAGGACAAUGCUCCAUCACACGCGUCCAAGUACUCCACAGCGUGGCUGGCAAGAAAGGGUAUAAAAGAAGAAAAUCUAAUGACAUGGCCUCCUUGUUCACCUGAUCUGAACCCCAUUGAGAACCUGUGGUCCAUCAUCAAAUGUGAGAUUUACAAGGAGGGAAAACAGUACACCUCUCUGAACAGUGUCUGGGAGGCUGUGGUUGCUGCUGCACGCAAUGUUGAUGGUGAACAGAUCAAAACACUGACAGAAUCCAUGGAUGGCAGGCUUUUGAGUGUCCUUGCAAAGAAAGGUGGCUAUAUUGGUCACUGAUUUGUUUUUGUUUUGUUUUUGAAUGUCAGAAAUGUAUAUUUGUGAAUGUUGAGAUGUUAUAUUGGUUUCACUGGUAAUAAUAAAUAAUUGAAAUGGGUAUAUAUUUGUUUUUUGUUAAGUUGCCUAAUAAUUAUGCACAGUAAUAGUCACCUGCACACACAGAUAUCCCCCUAACAUAGCUAAAACUAAAAACAAACUAAAAACUACUUCCAAAAAUAUUCAGCUUUGAUAUUAAUGAGUUUUUUGGGUUCAUUGAGAACAUGGUUGUUGUUCAAUAAUAAAAUUAAUCCUCAAAAAUACAACUUGCCUAAUAAUUCUGCACUCCCUGUAUAUGUAAAUGUAUGCGUAUACCUAUACAUGUGUAAAUAAAAUAUUGUGGUCUGCCUAUAGGGAAGCAAUGAUGAAAAAAGGAUGACCUUUUUAAAAUACAUUACAUGGGUAAUAAUGUAAAAAUAUUUACCUUUUACACGUAAAGUAGGCUGACUGCAAAUGCUGGAAGAACUGUCUCAGACCAAGAAUAGGCUGUCCAUUGUGGUCUGCAUGGUGUAAUCUUCUUCAUAGAUGAACGUGGGUGCGGGGUACUCUCUGCAUCAUGAAGUUAUGGUGCUUCAAGAUACCUUUUUAAACUUUGGUGGAUGGGGUCCCUCCAUCUCUGAAACUCUGCUGGUUUUAGUCUAUAUCCUUUACUUAGUAAACAUAUCUGACAUUCUUAGCCAAAAUGCCUAAAAUUGUACAAAAUUGUUAUUGUGAAUACUUAAGUAUGAGGUUCUGCUUUAGCUUAUCAGUAUGGACCAGAACUGCAGUUGACUGACAGAAGCAGGUUACUGUCAGAUUAUUCCUAAAUGGCUUUUCAGCUUACUGUGGUAUGGAGCCAGAGGACUCAUGGCACCAUAACCACUACAGAGCACUUAGACUGUCCCUUUAAGACGUUAAACAUCAAGUGUCGUCAUCAUCUCUCAGCAAGUUGUCUACACCUUGCUGAUUUCUAUCUGUGGUUCCCUUGCCUUUUGGACUAUCUUAUGUGUCGUUAUCAUGUGUGUAGGUAAAUGAAUCAUAAAGUUUGUUUCACCAUAUAUUUUUGAGGACAUAUUUGCCAGCCUAGUAUAGUUUAUCACUGGAAAAGAAUGUCUACGUUCAUGGCACAUCUUUUUACUAUUCUCAUUUUUGCCUUUCUAAAGCAAAUGCUGAAUGAAGAUAAUUUAAGAAAACAAGAAGAUUCUGUCAAAAAACAAGAAGCCAUGCGUAGAGGUAACAUUUUAACUUUCUCUAUGAGUUGAUGAUUAAAUAUACCCCCCUCCCCCCAUACACUUCUAAAAUGGAGAUAUUGAAUAAUCGUCUGCCAUAUUUUGGUAUAUUUACACCGUUAUAUCGCUUUCGAUCCUUUUCAUAUGAGUAUUUAUGGAAUGGAAUGUUUUCAGAUCCUUUAACCCCUUAAGGACACAUGACAUGUGUGACAUGUCAUGAUUCCAUUUUAUUCCAGAAGUUUGGUCCUUAAGGGGUUAAACACCAUUUAUUUUCCUUAUUAGUCAUUAAAACCUGCCCUGUGUUUGUAUAAUAUUUAUAUGAUUGUGUUUUGCGUCUUAGUAGGUAUUUAUUAUUUUAUAUUUUUACUUCUUGACAGCCACUAUAGAGCAUGAGAUGGAGUUGCGGCACAAAAACGAGAUGCUCCGAAUCGAGGCCGAGGCUCGUGCUCGUGGCAAAGUGGAACGAGACAACGCAGAUAUCAUCCGGGAGCAGAUUCGCUUGAAAGCCGCAGAGCACCGGCAAACGGUGUUGGAAUCGAUCAAGUAUGUAUUAAAUAUUCUGCCAAACACGCGAUCUGACCAGUGUUUGGCCACCGGCAGCCCAAUAGCUUAUGGUGCACAUGGAUCUCCUAAUAUACAUUUCCUUCUUCUAGGACUGCGGGAACUGUGUUUGGAGAAGGUUUUCGUGCUUUUAUUUCCGACUGGGACAAAGUGACAGCAGCUGUGAGUGUUACCCAGACUUAAUGCUUUUUCACAAUUCUUUAUUUUUUUUUUAUUUUUUAUUCUUGGUUUAAACAGUGAAAAUUCUUUAAUCACAUGGAAUAUCAAAAAACUUGCACAUUUGUUUUAAAAUGAACAAUAUGAAGCAGAAGGUAGGACAGAGCCAGGCAAGCGUUAUUUAUACAAUUUUUGCAGUAAGUUUGCUGCAAAGCAAAAAUCUCAGAUGAUAUGGGUGGGUUCAUGGUUUAAUGCUCUUUGUAAGAAUAACAGUGACUAAAGGGGAAGACACAAAAUAACAAUACAGGCCAGUAGAGGGGGCAACUGGAAACAGAGAAAAGAUGAUGGGAAGAAUAAUUGCUGUUUCAGGGAUUUAGACUACAAAGACAGUAACUAAAAUUUUAUGGGAAAUUUCAGACGUAAAAGAGCCAAAUAUGGCAGGCUGGCAGAGCAGGGGAUUGAUCCAUCAGUUAAAUAAGAAUGGGUGUUCAGGGAAUCAAGAGCUUAACCCAGUGAGAUUGUAUAUGGUUAUGCAAUUCUAAAGGAACACUUUAGGCACCCAGAACACUUCAGCUCAUUGAAGUCGUUUUGGUGCAGUAUCUCAGGCCUCUUAACCCUGAGCAGGUAAUUCUUGCAGUUUUUAAGAAACUGCAAUAAUAACCUGCUAGGUUUAACUCCUCCUCUAGUGGUUCUCUACCAGACAGCCAUUAGAGGGACUUCCGGGCUAGAUGACUUUUGGUUGCCUAACGGACACUGGACGUCCUCACGCUAGGCAUGGUGACGUCUAGCGUCACCCAAAACCCCAUAGGAAAGCCUUGAAUAAUGCUAUCCUGUGAGGGAAAUCCUAUUGUGACCACGGCCAUUGCCGCGCAUGCGCUUUGUCUCACCAGCUGGCUGCCGUUUUAACCACAUUUGCACGAGGGCGGGGCUCAUAAAAAAUACAUUCCUCACUAGCCGCAAGAUAUUUCUCUGCCUUAACAAAAGUCUGAAAUCCGGGAGGAUGUAGUAAUUUCCAAAUUCUGAGGAAUUGGGUUCGCCUGCAUCUAGUGGUUUCUAUACAAUAUAUUUCUUAUAUGUAGAUAUUAGACCUUUUUUGGGGGGGGGGGGGUUAGGCUUUUUUAAAUGUACUCUUGUGUUUCCUCUAAUAGUUUGUCAUGAUCUUAUAACGGUCAAUAUCACUCUUAAAGUUCAGGGACAUUUAAAAUUGGCCUAUCUGUAUUUAAUCUGUACUUUUUUGACAAACCAAUAGCGCAUGUAUGUAUUUAUAUUUAACGUAUAGUUUUCUCCCGAGUCUGUAAAAAGAGUGAACACGUUUUAUAUCUCUCAGUGCUCUUAGCACAAAUCCCAGUUUGCAGUGCUAUAGCAGGUCAAUAUCUUUAUAGCUGCACUUGUCUGUAAAAAAAAAAUGUAACCUAUUUUGUGACAGACAGACAGACAGAAAAGGCAAAUCAGUGUGUUUGCCAUAAGUACAGCUCCCGUGGCUGGUCAAAUAUGUAAGAAUUAGAAAUUCCUGGCCUUUUGUACUGGUAGGGAAAAGAUUAACACUGGCAAAUCACUAGCAACAAUUUUGUCACAGAUAAACUCAUUACCCACACACUGGUGAGUUUUACACGUCUCCGUGUGAGAGGUGAAUGAGUGAAAUUGCUGGGGGUGGCUUAAUCCAGAGCUUUCACCGAUCAUUGCAGUCCAAAUUUGUACAGAAAAAGCGUAAGCAAAGCUCCCACAUUGUUUCACAAAUUGAUUUGGGCAACACACUUAAUGCCUCCUGCACAUAACCAGUACGGUUAGCUGUAGCGUUUUGGGUGUUUAGUUAAUCUUUAACGUUGCUGUAGAGAUUCAAAGUCUAUAUGACCCAUUAAAUAUUAAUGCGUAUUGUACAUGAUGAUAAACUUUUCACAUGAUGAUAUGCUAGUAUGUGUGCAGGUCUAAUUGUGACUUUCAGAUUAGCGUUUAAACAAAUCAUUUCUACGAUAAUGAGCUUUGCAAUGUCAAUUUCUCUUUACAAAACUCAUAAUGCAGCGGAUUUUAAGUUUUCGGUUCCCUCCACUAGAUGGUGCUGCAGAGUUAAAUAAAUACAUUCUUGUGUAUGCGGCUAUCUGCAGGUAUCGGUUCUGCAGCUUGUGAAUAAACAUGGUGAGUUUGUGUGUUGCCAGGCUGAAUCUGUCUGUAGUGCAAUGCGGAGCUGUCCAUCUGUUAUACUGUGGCACUCAAACAGAGUCCUGUGCUGUCCAUUCCAGCCUCUACACACAAGAUUAAAUGUAAAGCUAAUUUGCAUCCCCCUGGUUCAAAUAAUUUGUAAACCAGGACACAAGAAGGAUUGGGAAAUGUUUUUUUUUUUUCAAUUUUUAAUUUUUAUUUACAGGUUUUAAAAAAAAAUUGCCUAGGGUUCAUUGAAUAUUAUAUUUUGGCAACUAGUCAAAAAAGGACAGAUUUAUCCUAUAGUGACAGAGCAAACCCGCAUUCAAUGAUUCGGUUUGGCAGACUGAAUGGAAAGUGAUUUUGGUGACGAUGCAGUAUUGACCCUUAUUUAUGGGUUUAUUCCUGAAUUUUGGAUUGGAGUGAAUUAAAAACAGUAUUGUAAAAUUCUGGCUAAGAUUACCAAGCUUUGAUUGUAACUGGAAUUGGAGAGUACUUUUUGUGUAGAAUUAGAAAUUUGUUUUUUUUUAAGCAAAUACAUCUCUUAAUGCGUUUUGGACUCGUGACCUACAUAUUCACUUCUCUCUAGUGUAGAGACACACACAGAUACCUAUAUUCUACUUUAACACAAGAAUUGUAUACUAGAGAUAAACAGUCGAGAGGUUUAUCAAAGAACAUAAUAAAACUUUCUUCAGAUCAGAUAGGUUGUAUCUGUGGUUUUAGGUAGCUUUGUUAAAUCUAAAGCUUGUUUCAUAUUUAGUGUGCUGUACCUGUUUUGUGUAGUGAUUGCGGUGUUCGUACUCCUGUCAGUCGACUAUGGGGAUAUUUUAUAUAGAGCAGCCGCUAGCCCGGACACGAAGACGGUGCUGGCUGGACCUCUCAGGUUUUGUUGCCCAGCUUUCAGAAUGUAGAAGGCAUAGAGGCUACCAUGGUGGUCAAAGGCAGCUAGUGGAAGAAUUUCUUACAGGGUUUUUCACUAAACUGAGAAUCCUAAGUGAAUUUAAACGUUAAGGCCAGAGUAGUCAAACUAGAAGCAUUAGCUGACUUGUUACAAAUGUUUCCAGAUCAGCUAUUUUUUACUUUAAAGGACCACUAUAGGCACCCAGACCACUUCAGCUUAAUGAAGUGGUCUGGGUGCCUGGUCCAGCUAGGUUUAACCCUUUUUUUCUAUAAACAUAGCAGUUUCAGAAAAACUGCUAUGUUUAUAAUAGGGUUAAUCCAGCUUCUAGUGGCUGUCUCAUUGACAGCCGCUAGAGGCGCUUCUCACAGUGAUUUUUCCCAGUGAGAAGACGCCAGCGUCCAUAGGAAAUCAUUGAGAAUGCUUUCCUAUGAGACUUGCUGAAUGCGCGCGCAGUAUGUUUUCCUGGCACUGUAGUGGUCCUUUUAUUGUAAAUUACACCCCCAUCUUGUCCCUUCCCUGGACGACUAGUGCAUCGUCUAAGAAUUCUAGCGUGUUUGUGCUUUUGGCCUCCAUAUUUGUAGGUUUGACUGCAAUGUGGAUGACAUAGCAGAAAAUAAAAGGAAACACAAACCUGAAAGAGACUAAAGUCUGUGUGCAGGGCAUCGGUUAUAUUGAUGAUUUACAGUAAUUGGUACACAGGUCAAGUUGUAUAAACUGCUACACCAUUUCACUUCUUCCACUACCUAUUAAACAGUACAACACUGUUAGUUACUGUGCAUUAGCACGGUGGAUCAUAAAAGGAGUAUUGGGACACUGUUGGUAUCCAGUCGUUCCAGUCCUGCCAUCACUGUGUGGAUCUGCAUAUCAUUUCCCCAUUUAUACGUCGGGGCCCUGUUUGUCUCUCGAUUUUUAAAGGUAGAUAUUAGAACUGUCUGGUGGGCAGUAUGGGAGAGGGUAAAUGCCAGGUGUUUGAAGAGUGAGAGGAGUAAGGGGUAGGCAGGGUGGGGGAUGAGGAAGAAGGGGAAAAAGAGGAGAGGAAGAGACCCCCAAUGGUCUGAUCAGAGAUUCUCUUCUGAUUAUGUCCACAAAGGCCAGGUAUGAUCAAAUUUGUAUAAGGUGCCUAAGAGAUGGCCGGUCAUUUCUAUGUAUUUUUUUUUGUCACCUCAACACACAAUUUAACGUUGAAACAGAGGCUAUAAGAAUAUGUUGUAGGAGAACCUUUUUGGGUCCCUUUAUAGUGUGAGGGACUGUAACCAGCAGUAAUGCCUCCGGGUGGUCCGGUAUGGUGAAGGCUUUUUUUUUUUUUUUUAAGUGCUUAAACAUCUCCCCAGAAAUUGUGUAACAAAGGGCAUUUCCAAAAUGUGUCAGUGUGCCCACUUCUUUGCUGCAUCUCCAACAGAUGUUUGAAGAGCCUUGGUAAAUAUGCGAUAACCUGAAGUACCACUUCAUGAGUAAUUUCCUGUUUGUUUCCCAGUGAGCAGUACACUGUGAGGUCUUGAGUAAUUGGGUCGCUGCUCUUUUCCAUGUGUUUAAUGAGAAUUUUCGGCCUAGUUCUGUUUACCACAAAAGCAUAUACGGGAGUCUUUUAUUUGCCGAGUGAUGUGCCAUCUGGCUAUAGCAAAAUGAGUGGUUUAAUGGAGCGUUUCCCUGUGAGCAGUGCCUUUAUGAAUGAUGAGGAUGCAAGGGUGUUGAUCGUGGUUAUCCCUUGUGAAUGCAAGAUGUGUUUCAUGCAGAGAAAUGUAAACAUCUCUUUAGAGGGUAGAUUAUAGUUGGUGGUAAUGUUUUGGAACGUAUUGAGUCUGCCCUCUGUGUAUAGAUGAUGUACCUUUUGUCAUUUCUGCAUUUUCUUUUUUUCCCCAUGCCGUUAAGGGAAGAUUUUUAAGGUGAACAGGGGUGCCAAACUAAGGGGAUGUAAGUUCCUUUAUGAGCAGCAGAGCUUUAUUCCUCCAGAUGGCAAACAUGUGUCUGUGGUUGUUUUGGAUCCAUAGGAGCUGGUGUAAGUAUGAGGUUUCUUAGGAUGCCCACAUGGACUGUUUUGUGCUGCAUAUUAUAAACCGUGUUUGAGCCACGGAAGAUGUUGUCUCAUUAUUUUGUACAUCGGGUACUUCCAAGCCUCCCAGUUUAGGAGGUGAGCAUCUUGAUUGGUGGGAGGUCCUCAAGACUUUUUUUUCCCCCCAAAUGUGGCAUUGAUCAGUGUAUGGAAUUUAACAAUGACUGUGUUGGGGGACUGGUAUUGGAAGUUUGCAGAAGGCAAAUAAGAUUUGUGACAAUGUGGACAUUUUGAAGAAGUGGAUUCUCCCAAUCCAGGAGAAUUCAGUGUUGCCCCAGUGUCUGUUAUAUUUUGUGUAGCAGUUUGCAGUGUUUUGUUUUUUUUUGUUUUUUUUUUAUGGUUGUGUGUAGAUUGGCUGUAAAUUGGUCUCCUAGAUAUGAGAUUGAGGAGUUCCUCCAGGCAGAGUUGUACAAGUCUUUCAACUGUUCUACCGUGUCACAGGGUAUCCCCAAAGGUAGGGCCUGCGUUUUACCAGUGUUGUUUUUGUGUUAGGACACUUUGCCAAAGUGCUCCAAAAGGCUAAGAAGAUUAGAAUGAGAAAUCAAUGGUUGGAUAGGUUGAGUAGAAUGUCAUCAGCGAAUAGUACCAAUUUAAGUUUGCCUACCUGGGUAGGGACUCCUUGCAUGACUUUUGUUUGGAUUAGGGGUUCAAGUGCUAAGAUAAAGACAAAAAGGGACAACCUUGUCUUGUACUGUUGGUGAUAUUGAAUGGGGCAAAGACAAACCCAGCAUUUCUUACUUUGGCUCAGGAAAAAGUAUAUAGAGCACUAACUUCUUCUUAGCGUUACCUAGCACAAGGAGAAUUACUUUUUGUUACAGUCUCUGUUAUGUUCAGUGUUUGUGUGUUGUCGGAUGUCUAUCUCAUGGAGACAAAUCCUGCCUGUUCAGAGGAUACUAUGUAGGGGGAGAAUCUUGUUGAACCUCUUUGCCAGGUUUUGGUGUUAAGAAGCGAAAUAAAUCUAAAAUUAGGGCAGGUGGUUGGGGGUUUGCCUGGUUCAGGAAGGGUGAUAAUUAUAGCUUGCAACAUUUGGGGGAGUGCAAGGGAGAAUCCUACAGAGAUGUGGUCUGACCAUCUGAUUAAACCUACAUGUGUAAUUUUAAAAAAUUGUUGUUUUUUUUGCUUUGGUCUGAUUAAAGAGGAAAGUUAAAUGAAGUAUCAACACAGGAGCCAAUAAACUAAUAUAUAUUGGUAAACAUGGUCCUGGGACUUUGUUGGCAGAUAGGUACAUCACUGCUUUUUUACUUCCUCUUCAGUGAUUGAAACGUAUAGUAAAUUGUAUUGCUAUAUUUUUAUAUGUAUAUUUUUUAUGUUCCUUUUUGGUACAAUAAACAGGAUUUUUACCUAACCUGGAUUCCUGACUUUCUUGGGGAGGCACCUUUAAGGCGAUCUUAAAGUCUUGUGAGUGCAAUCUAUAACAAGCGUGUCAAUUGACUUUGUAUUGCAAUAUCACACUAUGUUCCUAGUGAUAUAUUCUUUUAGAUGUACAGCUGUAUCGCUUUCUUCCUCACACAUAUAUUUGAGUGUAUCGUAAAGUCUGUUGAUGGGGAGGAUUCUGGGAAGGGAAAUGUCCAAAAAGGUUGUGUAUGGUAGGAUUAUCUGGAUGUGUGUUAUGCAGGUCUAGUGCUCAGUGGAACAGAGCCUCAUAGAAGGCUGCCAAUUCAUUGACUAUUGUGUUUGUGAAUGUUGCUAUAUGUUGUUUGGGAUGGUUUUGAAUUGUUGAGUGUUUCUUCUUCUUCUUAUUAUUAUUAUUAUUAUUAUUAUUAUUAUUAUGGUAUUUAUAUAGCGCCAUCAAAUUCCGCAGCGCUUUACAAUGGGUGGACGAACAGACAUGUAGUUGUAACCAGACAAGUUGGACACACAGGAACAGAGGGGUUGAGGGCCCUAAAAUGACACAAAAAAGAAAGGAUAGUAUUAGACUAAUGACAGUUGCAAGAGAGGAAUCAGUCGGGAGCUAUUAACAGUUUAAUUGAUACGCUUUUUUGAAGAAGUGGGUUUUUAACGAUUUUUUGAAGGAGUGGAGACUGGGUGAGUAUCUAAUGGAGGAGGAAAGCGAGUGUGUGGAGACGGGAAAUAAAGUCCUUCCUUUUUUUGAGUGUAAUGUUUCCUCUUUUUUUUUUUUCGUGCUUCUUGCUGAAUGAAUAUGCUUCUUAAGACAUCUUUAUCAUCUAUUUGCUACUGUAGUUUCAUUAUACUGGUUGAAUGUGAAAAACUCUUGGAUUUAAUUCAAGACUAGGCAAUGGAUGCAUCAGACAGAAGAGUAUUGCUUAGGUGCCAUAGGCUCCUGCCAGUUAUCAUUUGGGAGAGUGCAAGAGAGAAUCCUACAGGGAUGUGGUCUGACCAUCUGAUUAAACCGACAUGUGCAAUUUUUUGAAUUUUUUUUUUUAGCAGCAAGCUGUUCACUAGGCAAAAUUUAAUAAGUAGGUAACUUUGAUGUUGUGGAGAGAUGUAUGAAUAGUCUUUCUGGGUUGGGUAUAUUUCCCUUCAGGUAUCAUAGAUUAUGUGUAUGCAUGAGUGUAUGAAGAGAUGAACUUAGUUUCUGUGAUCUUUGAGGGCAGUACUUUGUGAAGGCCCUGUAUGUCUAGUAUAGGAUAUGGAACACAAUUGAAGUCUCCGCAUACUAUCGUGCAUGAGAGAGACCAGCAUGUUCUCCUUUUCCAGGGUGGAUUUGGUGAUGUGUACCACCUCAUCCUCAGUGCAAUGCGUUUUUAAGUAGCUCGGUGGCUUUGCUGACUUCUCUUUUUACAAUUGUAGUUAGGGAAAGGUCUGUGUUGGUGUAGAGCAUUGGGCAACUGUUGGAUUCAUGGUAUUGUUUGAGGUUCCUUGCGGCAGUUAACGGUGCUUCUUUUGCGUGGUAGAAGUGGAUGUGUGUGACUGCAUCUCUGGGGACGCUGUCUGCUAGGUUUCUCUGUUCAAAAGCUAGUCCUUGUCCUUCACAUUGAGUGCUAGGGUUUUAAAUGGGGAGAUAAGAUAGGAGGGCAUAUCAUCAUUCUAAGGAGGUGAACCUAUCUAUAAGCUCUUGGGCUGUGCAGAAUUCAUUUUACUUUCCAAAUGAGAUGUUCUGUCCCACUAACCCUGAGGUUAUGAUGAAUGUCAGCUCUUAUGGUUUUAAUUUCCUCCUGGAGGAGUGUUCUCAGUGACUGGAGCAUAGUUUGCAUAUUUUUUCAGUUAUGGAUAUGUCCUCAUAGAGACUUGCCAUUAUCUCUGAUUGUAAUGUAGUACCAGACACUGGAGAGAGAGUCAGGGAGUAGAUGCCAUCAUGGACCGCAGGACCCGCAUGUCUUCGUGGCACUUUCUCCCCGCAGGGUCAGUUCUAAGUGGUGGCCUGACUUCCCUGACAAUAUCGUGGGAGUGGUUCUGCCAUCCAGUGACAAUGGUAAAUACAAAACUAGGUCCAGCACUCCAUAACGAGGAGGAAGGCAUUCCAACCUUAUUGAGGUUUUGAAAAAACAAGGUUUAACCUGCAGACAAGUUGGGUCUCCUGACCUCACCUCUCUUACAGUUGUUGACUUUUGGACCUAUUUUGUAUUUACCAUUUUAUCUGCAGUCAAACACAUGGAACAAUGCAUCUGCAAAGAACUGUAAUGGUAGCUAUCAUUUUUUUUAAUUUUUUUUUUAAUACGCAAUCUCUGUGUAGUGCAUUCAAAACCGGGAGUAAUUUUCACCUUUUAAGCAUUCCAUGCAUUGUGGGCACUUUAAAAAGCAAAAAGCCAUAAAAGGCGAUGAAACAAAAGUAAAGUAAGCUAGUAGAAACAAUGAGAGAUAAGUGGACUUCAGGUAAGUCCUUUUCAAAUGAUUUGACAAUUACCAGUGCUCUUGCAGUAUCUACAACCAGCCAGUCUCCAAAUUUGGACUAGUCUGGCUUUAGGGACGUGUCUUUAAAAACAAAAUAUUAAACUGGUACUUUAAACAAUUCGUGCUAUUUAACAAGAACCAGAGGGACAGCACUAACAUAUUCCUAGCGUCAUAAUAACUGCAGUAAGCUUAAUAGUAAUAGUGUCCCAAUAGCUGAUAUUUUUUUCUUUAGAACUCUAAUAUUUUGCUUUGCUGUUCUAUAUUUCCCAAUAUAAUCUUACUCUUGUCUUGUCAGUUCUAAUACAAAUGUUUGAACUAAUAGGCCAGAGCACUGUCAGACCCCUCUGCCAGCCAAGACUUUAAGAACCAUCUGUGGAAAUUCGUUUGGCUUGUGUGCUUGGUGUUUGUUUGCAAUCUCAUAAAGCGAAUAAUACGCACGUCUCGAUGACAAAGAAGUCUGACCUUGAAGGGUUUUUUGUUGUUUUUUUUUUUUUAUUGACGUUAGGAAAUGUUUAAUCCCCUGCAGUUAGUCUGCAUCUUCUUUCUUUAACCCUUAUGUUUGAUGGGUGAAAAACUAAUUUCUGUGUAGUGCGUUGGGUACCCAACCUCCCUCUGGCAUUUCUUAAAUGUAGAACCUUCUUCAGCUAAUCGACUGUUAUGUUCAUCUUGAUGAGCGCAUAAUUGUUCAUUUUUAAAUGCAUGCACAGAUGUCAGAUGCAGAAUAAAAGCUUCCCUCUCAAGCCCCCUCUACCACAUGAGUUUAAAAAAGAAAUGACUUGACGAUGCAAAAUACUUUGUCAGGGAUUGGAGUGGAAAUUCUAUUGAUUCUAACAAUGAGACUUAAUUAUUUCUAAAACUGUUUCCAGCUCGCAGGUGUCUUCUCUGUUGGAUUGUGCUCAUCCAAGGGACAUGUAGCUUCUACUUUACGAGAGAUCUUGAAUUCCCAAAAGAGGGCUUUGCCUCCAUUCUAAAUGUUUUCUCAUUUAAAAAUGAUUAUUGUGAUUUUGAUUAUUUUUUUUUUUUAAUGUUGGAACAUACUUGUAAUGGGCCAUCUAGAUAACAUGCUUGUAAUGGGCCAUCUUGAAGGACCACUAUAGGCACCCAGACCAUUUCAGCUUAAUGAAGUGGUCUGGGUGCCAGGUCCAGCUAGGGUUAACCCUUUCUUCUAUAAACAUAGCAGUUUCAGAGAAACUGCUAUGUUUAUAAUAGGGUUAAUCCAGCCUCUAGUGGCUGUCUCAUUGACUGAUUUUCACAGUGAGAAGACGCCAGCGUCCAUAUGAAAGCAUUGAGAAUGCUUUCCUAUGGACUGCCUGAAUGCGCGCGCGGCUCUUGCCGCGCAUGCGCAUUUAGCCGAUGACGAGAAGAGUCGUCGUCCCGCCGGCGCUGAAAAAAGAGGUAAAUUUAACCUCUUCCACCCCCUAGAGCACGGCGGGUGGGGGCACCCUCAGGGCACUAUAGUGCCAGGAAAACGAGAGUGUUUUCCUGGCACUAUAGUGGUCCUUUAAGAUGCAGCUUCUCGGGGUCGGGUUGUUUUUGCUCUAUGUAUGACCCUUGUAUUUUCUGUUUUACAUGCAUGUAGGUUUGCUACCUUUUUUUGCUAGGGUGAGUUAUACCAGCAUUGCACGGAGAAAUGUGACAGAAUACUGCCUGGCUUAGUGAAAUUUACAGCAAUAAAUUUUAAAUGUAAUCCAUAUUUGCAUAUAACGUUGUAAUUCUUAUAUAGCGGACAAGUUGUACCAUCUUUGUAUGUACGAUACAAUGGCGCAUGGAUGUGGUUAGAUCCUCAGAGCCUGGUGCAUUGUUGCACAAUAUUUCUCGUGUUCAUUUUCCUAUGUUUGUGAAUCAGACAGGCUCCGAAUCUUUGAAAGGGAAACGGUUAUGAAGAAGUUCCAUCUUGGAGCCUGUGCAAAAGACUUGGCACUCAAUAAUCAAAUAUGUUUGCUUUUAGAACAAAUGAAAUUAUUCUUUUUAUGUCUACAAAAUGUGUUUACAGCUUCACUAGUAAUGAUGGAGCUGCAACAUUAGAUUUAUUGAAAUCAAAUAUUCAUUAUUUCACCAUAAAAGAAUUAGUGAGCGCAUCAACAUAUCCGUUCACACUUGAACCUUUCUCAAACUAGAUAAAUACCACUGUACGUGUCGGAAUUUUGCUGGGUACGACUUCACUGAAGGAACAACUGUUUCAAACAGUUCUUAUAUUGCAGCUCCACCAUGUACCCUUCCUUUCAAGGGAACUGUGGAACCAUAAAACUGCACUGUUGGUGUGCUAAUCCUCCACGUUUCUUCUUACUUAACCGCGGCAGUAAAAAUAGAGUUCCUAUCACCUCAGGCUGAUGGUGACGGAAUUAUUGUCUUAACAAUUGGGUGCCUUUUGUAACAUUUUAGAGUGCAAUGCGAUACAAGAGUUUUGUGGUAUAAUAUCCAUAUUUAAAAGAAUAACAGAUAAACAAUUGCAUUUUGGUGAUACCUCUGCUGUUAAUGUUUGUAGUAGUAGUAAUGUGAAAAUUGUGUUGGUGGAGAUGGAAGUACAAGAGGUGAAGGGAACAGGAUGAAGGAGGCAAAAAAAUGGAGGUGUGGGUGAGGGCAGUCAUCCUUCAGUGGUUCGUUCACAAUUGGCUCUCUCUCAAGGAUAGCCAUUGAGUCCAGUAGUACACUUAUCAGGAACUGGAGCACUCCUCUACAUUAGAGUCUGUUGGGCAACUGGAAGUGGUGUAACAAGUAACAUUCUGGUUUCAAAGAGACAGGUUUGUCUGUGAGGUUAGAGACAAGAGCAUGGACCUACUGUCAAAAGGGUUGUACCUGGGAGCACCCCCAUAAUAUGUACAAAUUGUACCAAUGUGUGAGAAGUUUAAAACCGGAUUCCUAAAACCUUGUGCUAAUGGACGUUUUGUAGAUUAACCUAAAGAUAUCGUGCCAUUCUUCCUUGGUGAACGAGCGCUGUAAUUCUUGUUGCUAGUACUUCGUGUUGUAUGGAGGGGGGGAGUCACAUGGAGGGGUGAUCAGGUCCACUUAUAGAAGAGAAAUCAUAUGGGGGGAGGGAUAUAUAAUCUUUCUGUGCCAUCCACUUCUGGUUCACUUCACCAUUCCUUGACCGCUUUUGCCUUCACAUCUUUUUUGCUUAUUCCUGAAAUUUUCCACUACUUUUAUAGUGGAAAAUGAAGCAAGCUUUGCAUUCGUCUGUCUUCUAGCUGAAUUUGAAAAGGUCACUUUAACAUAUCCGUUGUCAGGUCAGCCAUCAUCCAACCAAGGCUUCUGCUGUUUGCGAUCUCCCAUCGAGCACCUGGCUGGUGAUUUGCACUGUCCCCUGGGGAUAGUUUAGCUUUUGUCUGUUAAGUUAUGUAUCCUUUUCUCUGCCUGCAGUGACACUUUCUUAAUGGGAGCUGUCACUUCUACCCUCCUUCCAGAUUCUUCCUGGUGAGCGGUGGAUGAUUGUUCUUUGCUAAACCAAAACCGCUCGUUUCUUUAUUUUUUUAUUACUCUUUUACAAUGUGAAAUUUGCCGUCGCAUCUUUAUUUAUUUUUUUCUUUGUUUCCUUUUCUUUCUUUCUUUCUCGUUUUUCCAUGUGUAUAAAUGGAAUAGGCAAAUUUUGUACUGCAUGGUUUUUAAACACAUUACUCAUAAAAAAAAAAAAAGAGCAAGCUUUGAAUCGGUAACUAAAAAAACGCGUAGAGGCAUUCAGCAGAAAAAAAUAGGGCAAUUAGGGAAAUUGAAAUGAGAGGCUAGUGCUGACGGAAGAAGGUCUUAUCUUCAAUUUCUUGAUGACCUAAAGUUACGAGAAGAAACACUAAGUACAUACCCGGUCUGUAAAUAUUGUGGUCCACCAUGGUGGAGAGUUGUGUGGAACACUGCAUGAGAAGUUUUUAAAGAUGAUCAGUUUGGUGGAGAGCAAUCAUAAUCUGAUUCUGCCCACAAUUUGGUUCAAGUUUCCUUGAUAUGGUACGUGGCCUGCAGGUAUAACAAUCAUGCAGGCUAACAUACAGAAUUGUAGCGAUUUAAAUUAUGACUCUUUUGAGGUCCAGUAGAUGCUCUAUCCGAAAUAUCAUCUGCACUACCAUGUUGAUUUCCGUUAUAUAUUUUACCAUAGUGGGGCCUUUUCCUGAUCUAGAACCCAAAGUGUAUUUAAUGUGGUUUUAUGCCCAGUAUAGAAUUCCUUGCCAUUUGAAUGUACACCAAGACCCAUUUCAAGUUCUCUCCAGGAAGGAGGUAGGGACCUCAUUCAUGUGAUUGUGUGUCUCUGACUAUAUUUUGAGCUCUGCUUCCAUGAUAGAAUAGAUUUAUUGUGUUUAAUGCCUUUUAAUGGGGGCACUCUAACCACUGUAAUCUCUACAGCCUGUUGUAGUGGAUAUGGUGCUAGAAGGUUGCAGAGAUACUGUCGCCUCGUUCUGCGUCAAACAGUUUUGUGAAAUUUGACAUAAAACCAUAGUCGCCAGUGGCCCUGGCCCCUUCCCUCUGCAUAUUGCUAAUAAGGACAUUUCAAUUCUGCAUUAAUAAUGGUUUUAUCUAAAUUUGGGAAGCAUUGAUUGGCUCAGAGUGCCAUGCCCUAUAAGCUAUGUAUGGAAUCUGUAAAUUAACAUAGAAACAUAGAAUGUGACGGCAGAUAAGAACCAUUCGGCCCAUCUAGUCUGCCCAAUUUUCUAAAUACUUUCAUUAGUCCCUGGCCUUAUCUUAUAGUUACGAUAGCCUUAUGCCUUUAGAUUAAAUUCAUUAAAAAGUCUAAUAUUAAAGGACCACUGUAGUGCCAGGAAAACAAACUUGUAUUACUGGCACUAUAGUGUUAAUAGGUUCCCCCCUCCGGCUGGGCUGAAGUGGGAGGAAGGGGCUAAAAUCUUACCUUUCUCCAGCGCCGGCCUCCCUCUGCGCUGGGGACUCUCCUCCUCCUUCCAACGUCAUCGGCUGAAUGCGCAUGCGCGGCAAGAGCCGCGCACACAUUCAGUCAGUCCAUAGGAAAGGAUUUCUCAAUGCUUUCCUAUGGACACUGGCGUCUUCUCACUGUGAAAAUCAUUUUCGGCCAAGGGCAUCCUGAAUUUUCGGUUUCGGCCCAGAUUUUUCAUUUCAGUGCAUCCCUAGGUGACAUUAUCACAUGGUAGAUAUUGCUAACUCCUGACACUCUGGCUAUUGGGGAUUACCUUUCUCAUAAUGCUCUUGCUAGCUGAGUGUCUUUGGAAACUGAAUCCUUACUAGCUGGAGUGACAUCAUUGCUUUUAAUGGAAAUGGCAGAUAUUUAAUGUAAGUGAUUCCAACAGAAACAGACUGGCUGUGUCCUGUCAUCCUGGCGCUAGCUGUUUUGAAAGUUUCCUGGCUCAUACAGUGCAUUCUUUUUUUUGUGUUUUGCAUAGUGCUGGUUAUUGUGGGAAGCUUGGCCCUGAAAAUUUUGCAUGACCUAGUGAGCUGGCAACCUUCGAACCGUCAGCCUUAAGCAUACCCUUCCAAGAAUACAGCAUUUCACAGCACAUCUGAAGCCUGCUUUUAUUCUAAUAUUGCAGUUGGCUCUUACUCAUGCAUUCUUUUAUUUUUCUGCACAGUAAAAACGUAAAAUAUCUAAUUAUCACCUUACUUGAAAGAUGAACAGUUUACCUUUCCUUACUUUUUUAUGUUUUCUUUGAAUUUUGUAGCAGCCCUUUUAUCUCUUCUUUCCAUCUCUCGGGGCUUAUUUUGGCACGACCUAGCUGCCCACCUGAGUUUUAUAAUGACCUUUCUAAUAUUAAAAAGCCACUGUAUAAUAUUGACUUGGCUCCUCCAUUGAUCUUUUUAUGUAAAAGAUAUUCUAUACUAAUCAUAAGAAGAAAAAAAUCACCACUUCCUUUUUUCUUAUUUCAAUGAAAAAGUAUCAUAAGAAGGGUGUCAGACUAGAACUAUAUGCUUCUAAUAUGAUUUUACAGAUACAGUAACACCAUAUUGAUUUGCUUCCUGUCGAAAAUCAACAUCCAUCAUUGGCUAGUAAUAAGUUUAAAGGUUUGCCCCCCUGAUCAGGUACAAUAACCUAACAAAAGGAACUGGCCAUAUAUCUCAUUAAACGCUCAAUACGUCAUUCAACUGACUGUUUGCUGAACAAGAGAUAGCAAAUCUGUGUAAACCUUCUGUACUGCAGAGCCAAAAGCACAGCGGUCAAAUAAUCAGGAGGGGAAAUAAAGAAGCUGUAUUCUCUAUUGAUUCUAGACUGCAAUGUGUUACUGGAAUGAUGAUGUUCUGGGUACAUGGAAACACAUAUUUGUGAUGGUUAGACCAUUUGUGAUUUCAGAUGGCUUAUUUACACGGUUAACAAAAAUAAUUCUUAACAUUUUGGAACCAGACCUAGGUGUGCAGAUUUAUCCAUUGAGGAGAUCUUUAUAUAAACUUAAACAUCAAUAAACUGUUUGUCAUAAAUCUUUUAAAAGUCUUUUCACGGGCCGUAAAUCCUUAACACGUGGGAUUUGCCAAUGAAUGGUCUGUCUGUAAUUCAUAUGACGCAUUGAUCGGUGUGUGUGUUUUUUUUUUAACUUGGUGAUGUGGCAAUCUCUUUACAGGCAGCAGGGUUAACAAUACUUGCGUUGGGUGUCUACACUGCAAAGAAUGCCACUGGUGUCGCUGGCCGAUAUAUUGAGGCCCGUCUUGGCAAGCCAUCCUUGGUUAGAGACACUUCCCGUAUCACCGUGCUAGAGGCAGCAAAGCAUCCUGUUAAAGUAAGCACAUGGUAUAAAUUGAAGAUUCAUUGUAAAAAAAAAAAAAAAAACGUUCUAAGGGUCACGUCAGGUCUACACAUUUGUUUUUAGAUAAACAUACAAUCAGGACCAUCCAUUAUGUGGUUGACUUGAUCCACAUUUAAAGUCAUGGUUUAUUCACAGCCUUCUAACGUUGCAGGAGAUCCAUUUGCAUUCUAUGUUGUUUAUAAAGUGUCUUAUACAUGCAACAAACCACUAUUCUGCUCCCAACAUCCAUUUUAUGUCACCAUUGUUGGCCAGACUUUGGACACUCAAAUGUCAUUCAGUCAGCUGAUUGUCUCUUUCGGGCAUCAUGCUCAAUGUAGUUCCUGGAAGCUUAGCCAUCCUUAAAAAGCAGUGAUGGUUGACCUUGGUACCCCAUAUAUUUAAAGCACAUUUCCCAUGAUGCUUAGCCAACUAACCAUGGUGCCCCAGAUAAACAAUUCUGCAAAUAUGAGUUACAGCAGUUAGCCACCGCUGCGUCACAGUUUUAUAUUAUCAGUGCACUUAUUCAUGGUAUUGAUUAAACUUCUAUGGUAACUUAUUUUCCUCUCUCUGUGUUUUUAUUCGUAGGUGACGAAACGUGUUUUCAGCAAGGUUCAGGAUGCCUUAGAAGGUGUCGUUCUAAGUGUAAGUACCUAGUCCACUAAUACAAGUCAGAACUGUUUUAGUUCAGGUAUAGCCAUAUCACACAGGGGUGUAUUCACUACAAAGUGCAUCGAACAAUCAGAUUGCAACAUUUUCGCCAAAGUAGCCGAGUUGUCUAUUUUUCUAGAUUGGCUAGUUGUGUCUGGGGUUUGAACUGAAACAUUGCUUAUAUUGUUGGGAUAAACCUGUGUAAUUUUAAAGCACCUCAUUUGUUUAAGAUCCUCAUCUUUGCCUUAAAUGGGAUCCAUCAUAUUUAAGAUAAUUUUUGAAUACACUAUAAAAAAAAUAGAUCUAUUCAUAUAGUGUUUUCUCAGCCAUUUAUAUUAAUGUGUGCAAAUAGCUUCUUUCAUGGCUUUAUCUAAAUGAAAUGUAUUGGGGCCACUUGCUUGUGUGAAAGCAUCUUUUAAGCUCUCUCAUAGAAACCUAUGCUUGAAUAAUUAUAAAAUUAAUAUAACUCUUAAUAACUGUCAUGGAGGAGUCUUGUAUUCUUUAUGAAAUAUGGAAACUGAUUGUUUAUUUUUUUUCUGCUCUAUAUUCUUCUCCCAUUGGGCAAGAGCCAAGGAUGAUCAAUUCAUUUUCUACUCUUUCUUUCAGCCAAAACUGGAGGAGCGAGUGAGGGAUAUAGCAAUUGCUACAAGAAAUACAAAAAAGAAUAAAGGUCUUUAUAGAAACAUUUUAAUGUACGGCCCACCCGGUACUGGAAAAACUCUUUUUGCCAAGGUAGGUCUGGACUCGAGUUAUGGUGGAAACGGAGUUUGUAAGAUGACUGUACACAGUUGAAGAUAUCACUUUUUUUGUUUGUUUGUUUUUUUGUUAAUACAGUUGCUACAUAGGGGACUAUGUAUAAAGCGCAGUUGUGGGGCAAUGUUCUGUACGUGAAGCAAACAUCAUGAAACACUCUUGGUUUCCAUGGUGAUAGUAAACCUUUUAGAACUUUGUCCCAGAAUUUCUCUUUAUGCAGAACCCUGCAGUUUCUGUGCUUCCGAUAUAGAAUGGUGCAUUAAAUGUAGGCUAGAUCGCUCAGUGGAUAAGACUCCAGUUGCAUUAUCUCAGUCACAUUUUUGAUUCCUGAUAGUAGUCUCCACCUUUCAUUCUCCUGAGGUCAGUAAAAUGAGUAUUACGUUGGGUAACAAAAUAUAGACCCUAAGAUGUACUUGCCUGGUUAAAUACACUUAUGUUAUUACUAAUGUUUUUAAUUUAAAUGAACACUUCAAGCACCAUAACCACUACAGUGUGAUGUAGAUGUUAUGGUGCCCCUUCCUCCACAUUGGAUGUAGUCAAACUGUUUUAGAACAUUUUAUCUGGGACCUACCGAGCGCCACUCUCCCCCCCCACCCCCUCCUACUUCAUUUGGAGAUUCCUCCAGCUCUACCGAGCUAAGCCCUGCAGUACAGAUGUAGCUCAUUGGCUGUGAGCAUCAACUGAUUGCUCACAGGCAGUGAGGUAAGCCCAUUGGAUUUAGAUCAGAGAGACUGAAGUUCUGUGUUUGAAGUAGUGUAGGUAGAGUAAGAAGUCAGAACUGUUCUAAAACAUGCAAUGUGGUGCCGUGAGGCCUGCUCUUACGCGAUCCUUGGUCUGGAGCAGAAUUUACCUGACCAAAGAUCACUCUAUUUUUCCAGCAACAAGUUCGUAAUGUGAUGUAAUCUCCAGGCUCACGCUUGCAGUUAGCUUGUUGUAAGUUAGGUCGAUGAACUCUGAUGCUGCAUUCAGAGUGGGGAACAUGAAGAGUUCCUGUUGCUCUGUCACCUUCUGGGGUCUUGAUAUAUUUUGCAAAGACCCCAGAUUGUGACAGCUCCGCAGGCAAUCUGGUGGCCGCGAGCUGCUUUAAAACCAAAAUAACUUAUUGUUUUUGGCACAACUUAUAAACUGUAACUCUUGUGUUAGUGUUGAUCAUUUAAAUAGACUAGUGUUGAAUAGCAUGGGGUGCCUUAUUCAUCUAAAAUGUAGAUUACCGUAAAAAGAAAGCUUUAUUAAUCAAUAUAAUCUGUUUGUAUUGGAUGUAUUUAUUAUGGGUUUUUCAGUGUAUCCCUCCGAUGUGAUUCCCCUUGUAUUCAUAGACCAUCCCUACACAUAGUUUCCUUUUGCUGCAUAUUUUCAGUGUAUUAGGAAGACUGCUUUUAUUGAUUUGUGGGACACGCUUUGCUGAGCUCGGUUAAAAAUUCUGCGUGGUUUUCUCCUUAAUUGAGAAAUGGACUAUAUUUAUGUGAUCCACACCGCUCAUUGCUUUCUGGGAUUGAUGGCACUUUCACCCUCCCCCCCCUCCAAUCCCCUCCCCAAAAGAAAGAUAUAUGAGAUUGCUCCCCAGUGCCCAUUAUAGAAUGUUUAACAAGACCAUUGAUAGAACAGGGAAUGAGAAAUUGAUGUUUUUCAAGAUCAAAAACCUUUUCCUUUGAAUCACUUGGCUGUCAGAAAUAAAUGAAGCGUUAUACACUUAGCUGCUUGCAAACCCACUUAAAGUUGCUUUUAAAAUGCCCUCACUGCUUUAACAAUUAUUUUAAUGUUACGAGCAUUUGCCAUAGUCUUGAGCAAAAAGGAUUUUGGCAAAGCAGUCAUGUGAUUGCAGCCUCUUCUCUCAAUGCUCUGUAAGCCAUUGCUGUUAUAUAGUGAUAAUCCCAUUGUAUUUGUGUUUUGUUUUUUUGUUUUUUUCAUCUGGAAGUUAUAUGGUUAAAUGUUUAUGGGUCACUGGUUACAAAGUGUCCGUAAUAAAUGCAGAGUGAAAUGUCUUGUAGUGUUUAUAAUCACAUGUGUUUUUAGCUGCUCUCCUUUUGCUGUUAUCAUACAUGUCAAAAGACUGAGUGAUUGGCGAUAGAUGACUAUUUAGUGUGUGAUGAUCCAUUAUUUUUUAAUGCAUUGUAAAGCAGAUAAAAAAAACUCAGUCCUUGCAUUGGGUUUAAAUUACCAGGGUUCUGCAUGGAGUGCUGUCCAGGCCAGCAGGAUUGGGAUUCAGCCAACAUUUCUGCUUUCUUAACAGUGCUGGGGAUUACGGGAGUUUUAGUUCAGUUCUUAACUCUCUACUGUAGAAAGUUAACAGAACUUCAACUCCCCAAAUCCUUUGCCGUGAAGUUUCUCCUAAUUAUACAGAUGACAUCACUUACAUUUGUAUUUUGGAGCAAAAUGGUGAACCAUAGCCUGUGGGAGGGAGGGACAGAAAGAGGUGAGCUUAUGGGGCAUGCAUAUUACAUCUGUGUGAGUUCCCAGAGUGCCCCUUUAAGGGCAGAAUGUAUUUGAAAAAGAAUGAGGGCAUAAAUUGAGAAAGAUGGCAAUAGUGUGUAUGCCUUAAAAAAUAUUGGGGCGGGGAGAAAGAGUAUCUAGAGAAUAAGGAGAAAGAAACAUGGCUGUAGACACAUUGACAUAUAGCCUGACUGUAAAAAGAAUGACUUAAAAGAGGGCACUGACUGUCAAAAGGAUGGUGUAAAGGAGGAGUGUGGCUGGAGAGAGAAUGGUGUAAAGGAGGAGCGUGGCUGGAGAGAGAAUGGUGUAAAGGAGGAGCGUGGCUGGAGAGAGAAUGGUGUAAAGGAGGAGCGUGGCUGGAGAGAGAAUGGUGUAAAGGAGGAGCGUGGCUGGAGAGAGAAUGGUGUAAAGGAAGAGAGCGUGGCUGGAGAGAGAAUGGUGUAAAGGAGGAGCGUGGCUGGAGAGAGAAUGGUGUAAAGGAGAGCGUGGCUGGAGAGAGAAUGGUGUAAAGGAGGAGCGUGGCUGGAGAGAGAAUGGUGUAAAGGAGGAGCGUGGCUGGAGAGAGAAUGGUGUAAAGGAGGAGCGUGGCUGGAGAGAGAAUGGUGUAAAGGAGGAGCGUGGCUGGAGAGAGAAUGGUGUAAAGGAGGAGCGUGGCUGGAGAGAGAAUGGUGUAAAGGAGGAGCGUGGCUGGAGAGAGAAUGGUGUAAAGGAGGAGCGUGGCUGGAGAGAGAAUGGUGUAAAGGAAGAGCGUGGCUGGAGAGAGAAUGGUGUAAAGGAGGAGCGUGGCUGGAGAGAGAAUGGUGUAAAGGAGGAGCGUGGCUGGAGAGAGAAUGGUGUAAAGGAGGAGCGUGGCUGGAGAGAGAAUGGUGUAAAGGAGGAGCGUGGCUGGAGAGAGAAUGGUGUAAAGGAAGAGCGUGGCUGGAGAGAGAAUGGUGUAAAGGAGGAGCGUGGCUGGAGAGAGAAUGGUGUAAAGGAGGAGCGUGGCUGGAGAGAGAAUGGUGUAAAGGAGGAGCGUGGCUGGAGGAAAUACAUAAAGUGGUAGAUACCUAUGAACUGGCAUAAGGAGAGCUGGAUGUGGCUGGAGAAAUCUAGAAAGCAAGUUUGAGGGAAAAAUUGCAAAUAUUUAUAUUAAAAAUUAAAAAUACAUAUGCACUUAUAUAAACAAAUGAAAAUGACAAACCGGUAGAAUCCCUAUGAUUACGGCUCUUAAAUAUUGAUUAGACUACUUUGUGUUUCCACACAGAAAUUAGCCGUGCAUUCUGGCAUGGAUUACGCCAUCAUGACCGGAGGUGAUGUUGCCCCCAUGGGGCGAGAAGGAGUUACCGCAAUGCAUAAAGUUUUUGACUGGGCAAACACAAGCAAGAGAGGGUAAGUAUAGCAACAAAUGCUAGGAAAAAAUAAUAUUGGUAAUUUUCAUCUGAGAGAUCUAUAAACAUUUUAGAUGCUGAAGAGCACACAGUACGGAGAAAUUAGAGCAGGGGUGCAAAAAAGGUAGAUGCCCAGAUGUUUUAAAACUAUAACUUCCAUGAUACCUUGUCAUUCUAAAGGCACGCAAAGCUUAAUGGGAGUUAUAGUUCUACAACAUCUGGGGCUCUACCUUCUAGGCACCCCUGGAAUAGAGAGUCAGGUUGACCCAGGGUGGUGAUGCAAGGUUCUCUCAGCUGUUGGUAAACUAUAAAUCCUGCAAUCCAAUAUUCCUUUAAGCCACUGUAGACCUGCGGGUUAAUGCACAAUGUCCUGGAGUCGUGACUGUGAUUUGUCUUUCUGAAAAGCAGACUGCUGUGAGCUCCCAUUCUGCUAUGUUAGCCUGACCCAUAUACUAAAAUGGAAACUAGGGCAUUUUCCUCUCAUAGGUGCGGAAAGACUUUCCUAAAAUAGACCCAUGUGGGAAAAAGUCGGUGUUAACCCAAUCGUGACUUCUGUUCUCUUGUUCAGUUCUUCAGUUGCACCAUAUUCCUGUCCUAUUAUCUAGUCCGGGAUAUACCAUAUUCCUGUCCUAUUAUCUAGUCCUGGGAUAUAAAUCCAUUUACAGAUACUCUCCCAAUUGCAGGUUUUAGCCUCCUCUUUAAUAUGUUAAAGGUGGCUCCGUUGGUACUUGAAUCUUUUAUCAAUAGUCAUCGUAUGUGUUCCAAUGUAAUGUUACAAUCAGCCAGUGAUAGAACAGUCUCUGUGCAGAUUCCCCUCAUUUAGCCCAAGUACUUUGCAUCUUCUAAUUUAGCCGAAUUUGCUUUUUCUUUCUUCCCCCUCCACAGCCUUCUGUUGUUCGUGGAUGAAGCUGAUGCAUUUCUCAGGAAGAGAUCCACGGUAUGGUGUAGUGAUUUUGUUUUUUGUUGUUUUGCUUUUGAGACAGUUCCCCGUUUAUUUCCCUGUUUUUCUUUUUACCUCGGCAAGAAAAGGGGGGGGUGAUGCUUGGACGUUAAAUGGGCACAGUUUGCUGUGUUGAUAGUCUCCCCUCCCCCCAAUCCCUUUGGUAAAACGUUGAGCUUCUUUUUAGUCAUUCUUCAGAGAGGAUUCAGUGUGUUGUUUUACUUAAUAUAAAUGCACGUGUGACUACAAUAGAUCAUUGUAUUGUAUCCUUAAUGAUUUAGGCUUUGCCAGGAAUAAUGUACUCCAGUAUCUAGCUAAGAGUUGCAACUCAAAUACAGCUAUUGUGACAAGUAGGGUGAGACCUAUUUAUGGAAAUGUUCAAAUAAAUAGAUUGCUCCAACUCCUUACAUAGUAACAGACUGACGGAUGUACCUAUGACAUAUAUUACACUCCCACCACUGUCCUCUUCAAAGCUGCCAUUUUGAAUGCAACAUUAGAUUGUAGUGUACGGGUGAUCCUGCUAUUUAUCUCGCUACAUAUUUUAUUAUGUAUGCUAAAAUAUUCUAAAUGCAUGACAAAAGGCUGAGAAAGAUGAUAAGGUAAAAAUAUAUGCUUCUACUAUUAAGUGUCACUGUUGAUUUCCAGGGUUUUUGUUUGUUUGGUUUUUUUUUUUAUAUUCAUUAAGGGAUUAAUUGUCUGUUUGUUUUUUAAAGUCCAUCCCAAUAUAUUUGCCACGUUGGUAAACCUCCUUCAGAAGCCCUUUGUAACGGACCGUUAAGCACACAAGGGGUUAAAAUCCGUUUAGGCAAUAUUCCUCUUCCAGAUAGACGAGCAGCUACCGUAAUCACCAAUCUCCCGAACUGCAAACACAUGAAUACUCCAACUCCCGAACAGGAAACAUGCAAAUGCUGUAAACAGCCGAACAGGAAAAACCAUACGAACAGUUUACACUCCUGGCAGUCGCACUGUAACAGCAUACAAUCCAAUUCCCCCCAAGAACGAGAUGACACUUCAUUUGAGGGUCAAGCAGAACUGAUUUACUGGGGCUACCUUCCCGGCUUUUAUGCAGGUCUUCCACCUGGUGGACACUCCCCUAGGGGACCAGAUGGAGAACUGGGAUACAUAGUGGACCUUGACCAAUUACAAGCUUACACAUUUAAAUACUCCCACAAUGCAUUAUAAUCCCUCCUCUCUGUCCUGGAGAUAAUUGGGAAGUAAUCCAAUUAUCUCCAAGGACAGAGGCAAAACUCAAUUAGCCACAUGUUGGUAAAAAGACAUAAAAUUACACAGUGUUACAAUUACUACAUAAAACAUAUACAUUCAACAUAUCCCCAGAUAGCUUAGAUCUGAGCGCACAUGAUUACCAAAUGGCGCUCAGAUCACAUACAUACAGUUCAAUCACCAUGGAGCCAAAGUCUUUCACAUAGUCUUUUGUUACAUGAAUGGGCUCCAUGGCAUAGCUAUCUGGGGUAACACUACUCCCAUAGGGAGAGUACCGAACAGACGGCGUUCGUAUGAAUUGCAGGAGAAGGGAGGUCGGCGGCUCAGCGGUGUUCGUGCAAAUAAGUGUCAGUUUUGAGUUCCAUAGAUUUGGAGCUGAACACCGCUGGCCGUUCGGGAGUUUAAGAUGGCCGCUGCCACGUGUUCGGUUAUACGAACAGCGGCCACCCAGUGUUCACAAAUUAAGCUGCGGUUAACCGCAGCUUCUGGGAGGUAAAUCACUGGCACACUCCUUGCCUAGGUGGUCCCCCCAUUCACUGUUGCGGAGAUCCGUUCCCUCUUCCUAGAAGUGAUGUCUAGCCUUUGUCCUGCAGAUAUUUAAGCAUCAUGGGUAAUAAAGUUCACAAAUAUUUGGAGUGUCAAGGUAAACAAGAGUUAUUUAAAUUCCUACAGGGGCAUGCUCCACUUUUCACAACUAUAGAAGACUGCUAGAUAUUAUUAAUAUUAUAUUUAUAGAGCGCCAUUAAAUUCCGCAGCGCUUUACAAUGGGUGGACGAAUAGACAUGUAGUUGUAACCAGACAAGUUGGACACACAGGAACAGAGGGGUUGAGGGCCCUGCUCAAUGAGUUUACAUGCUAGAGGGAGUGGGGUAAAAUGACAUAAAAAGGUAAGGAUAGUAUUAGACAAGUGACCGUUGCAGAAGAGGAAUCAGUCAGGAGCUAUUAAUAGUUUAAUUAAUACGCUUUUAUGAAGAAGUGGGGUUUUAACGAUUUUUGGGGAUAGUGGAUAUAAUUUAAUACCUCAAAUAUACUUGAAUUUGCUACUUUUAUCACCUUAUCAUUUUAAUCCCUUUCUGUCUUUUAUCUUUCCAGGAAAAGAUCAGCGAAGAUCUGCGGGCAACACUAAAUGCCUUCCUUUACAGAACAGGGGAACAAAGUAACAAGUACGUGCCGUUGCAAAUACCAGGCUAAGUAAACGCUUACUAGUAUAUGGAUAGGAGAGUGUAGUAUGCAACCAUUAAGAGAGUAUUGGGAGUUGCAAUCCAGUCACAGGUUAUCAAACCUUUUAUGUUACAUAGUUCCCAUUUUACAAAUGCCAGAUUAGCCACAUGGGGACAUCUAUAAAUGCGUACCCUCUGAUCUACCAGUUAAUUUCCUAUGCAUUGCUUGCAUGGUUUGUUCCUUUGAUGUGUUUAAUGGUUUGUGUGUGUGUGUAUUCUAGACAUUACUAGCCAACUCAUUUUUGAUCUUUUCUGUUAUCCUUACAUAUCCUUUAGUGCUAGGUCAUUUAACUGCCCAUUUCAUGUGACUAGCAGCUGCUUGCAUUUUUCUGGAUAUCUAAGGAUAUCUGUGGUUUAUACAUUUUUCGGCUAAUUUUUGUUUGUUUUUUGUUCUUUGUUGGUUUCACGGUUUAGCAUUCAGCAGGACAGAGGUUUUUUUAUUUGCAACGUGGCUUUCAUUUUAAUGUCCAUUUGUGUCCUCAGUUUCUUGCUAAUCACCUGGUUUGCAGAGACAUUAAAUACUAACUUUAAACAUUCUAUUUCCACAUUACAGUGUGCAAAAAAAACCAGGCCAAUUAUCAAUACAUGAUGAUCUGCUUGCAGUUCACAUGCAUCCACUAUUACUUUAAACGAUCGCCGUUAUUUUAUUAAAUAAGGAAUGGUUUACAACCCGUGUAUGAAUCCUGUGAUAUUGAAGGAGUUAAGUGGGAGAUGCUGUCCUGUCCCUGCUGCGGGUAGAUUAAUGCCUCGCGAUAAAGUCUUUUUGUACCAUAAUGAGCCAUGCUAAUGGGCCAGCUUGUUAAAAUGACAUGCAUUCUGUGCACAGUAUAGGUAAUGAAAUACAAGCAACAAAUAAAGAGCUGCCCGAUUUAUAAUUCAGCUGGUUUUAUUGCUACUGGAAGCCACAGCGAGGGACAUUGUGAUAUAAAAUAUGUAAUAUUUUGAGGUUCAUUUCAAGUAAUUUCUAUUUUUGUUCUUAUGGAUAAAAAUUCCGCUCCAAACUAUUUAACUAUUUUCUACAAAUGUUGGUUACUUAUAGUGUAAUCCAAUAUUCAAUUUCUUCCAAUAGGCAGAUGCUCAUGAUGACCAAUAUUUGUCUAGUGGUUAAAAUGAAAACGGUUCCUUAAAAGGAACUUGGCCAGUACUAUAUUUUACAUUUUUUACACUAUGUAGUACAGCAAAGCCCCCCAUCGCAUAUUUGAGAGUUUCACGUGGUGUCAGCAAGAGAUCAUUGCUUUAUUUUAUUAUCGUUAGAAAACAAACUUAAUAAAUGGUAGUGUGUAUGUGUGUGUGUCAAUAAAGGCUCAUAUACAUAGUUGUGGACAUUCUACAUUCUGGUUAGUCUGUGAAUGAUUGGCAAAAAAAAAUAAUUUGUUAUAUUUUAUUUAGUUCAAAUGCAUUGUUAUUUAAGUAUUUAUUUAGUAAUCUGCUCCUGUAGACCUACAAGAUAUGCAUGCGACAAAAUGCGAUCUCCGCAGAGUAAGACCAUUGCAGAGCAUUUCUACCCAUGCAUGAUCUCUUCUCAAUUACUAUUGAAUUCUCUUUCAUGGGCUUGUUUAAAUUAGAGCAAAACAAAUUUUUGCAUUGGACAAAGCUUGUAGUUUAGGCAUUUCAGACUUCUGUGAAUGCACUGGUGAUUGCCCUGAUGAGCUAAAUAAACGGGAGGAGGGGAAAAAACGAAGAAUAAGCCAUGACGACAUGUUACCUGGUGGCUGCGUCCCUCGGCCAAAUCAUUUACACCAAUCAUGGAUUUGAUGGAGAAACCCCAGUGUAAUGCAGUGAAUGUCGCUACAGUGUGCUAGGGUCUAGAGCUACCUGAUGAGAAUUUUUUUUUAGGAUUUCCGUGAAAAAUAAAAAUUGGUGCGGUCUAGUUUUCACAUAUAAUUGAAAAAAAAUAAAAAAUAUUUAUUACUGCAGAAAGAUGGUAAAUGGGUCAUUUUAUUGAAUUCAUUAAUUUGAAUUAAUUCUGGAGCAAAAUUGGUGUAAUUGAAAUUUUUUAUUAUUAUAUAAGUGAAUCAAAAAAAGUACUAGGUGGAAGUACUACUUCACCCCGAGAUUUAGAAAAAAAAAAAAGUGUAUUCUAAAAGGCAAUCCUUAAUAGUUUGGGUGGGGGGGGGGGGGUUGUGUGUGUGUGUGUGUGUGUUUGGGUUUUUUGUUUUGUUUUGUUUUUGGUGCUAUGUAAUAGAUGGUCUACUCUAGAAAUACAGUAAAUAUAACACCAAUUCGAACUUACUAGAACAAGAGGUAGUGACUGCCCUGUUUUAAGAGAACUUAAAAUUAGAAGAAUUGGGUGGUUUUUGGAUCUCUCCUUAUCCUUAUAGAUGUAAAUGGAUCUCUGGUCUAUGAAGUUUUAGCUAAUUUUUUUACCGGCAUGGACACCCUCUCCUUUUUCAACGUUUUUAUCACGAUGUUACUUUGAUAUCUCUGUACAUUUACAUUGUUAGCAUGUAGCACUGCAGUAUACCUUGUUAUUGAAUCUGUGAAAGAGAACACAAGUUUCACAAUGUUAUUGAAAGUGGUUUGUUCUCUGUAUGGUGGCUCCUUUAAAAAUGACCUAUUGUAAAGGUGUGUUUCUUAAAUAAAAGGAUCAAAGCGGCACUAUAAAUCCUUAUUUCUGUCACUUUGCGUGAGGACAGAUGUCUUUUAUUAGGUAGUAAUUUAAUAUAGUUUGAAGUGGCUGUUGAAGUCAAUGGGAGCUUUCCUCUAAUAACUACUGAAAUGGCCACUGCAGUCAUUUCUGAAUUACCCCUUAGAGAGCUUGCUAAAUGUUUUAUGCUUGGAUCUUCAGAGGUCAAAGCCAUAAAAAUCAACUUGCUGAUGAUUAGAAAGUGUAACCCUAUUGGUGCCUGGGUAUAUCUGCCUACAGUAUUUACAAAAUCAUGUAUUUUUUUUACAUGCUUAAUGGUCACACGUGAUUGUGGCAGAGUUGUAUGUUGUAUGGCAUUUCUUGGCAUAAUUAAAUGUGAUAUCAUUGUAAGAGUGUGUGUGUGUGUAUUUUUGUAGACAAAACCAACUUGGGGUUUUUCACAAAAGCAUGAUUUGUUGGGAACUCAGAGUAAAAAUUGUAUUUUAGGAUGAAAUAGUCAAACGUAGAAAAUUUUGCCAUUUUUGCCCAAAUUUUGAAAUCCACCUUGAAUUCAUGACAGUUCACACUUUAGUGAAUAACUUUGGCAAAGUGUAAUGGUUUUCUAGAACCCUGGAGAGGUUACUCACACAUGCAGGGAAACGAGCCACCCAGUGCACAGUUGGUUUAUCAGUGAUUGGCAGCCUGGCAUAUUGGCUCGGUUUCAUGUUCACCGCUGAAUGACAUGCCUCCAUUGUUGGGCCAUACCACCCUGUAUCCUGUUUUAAACUACCAGCUAAUUCUGAUGAUAUACAGAAUGAUGCUUCUGACUAUUCUAAGAUCCAUUAUGUUGUGCAGUUAACAGGAUUGACUGAUCAUUCAUUGUCCUGUUUGUCAAAGCAGAAACUGAGUAGUGCUAAGAUAAAAGGCUAAAUUUGGAAUCGUUCACCAUAGAAACCAACAAAUUUGUCAAUUGUGUCUUUCAAGAUAGUUCAGCCUGUUAUGAAAUGUUUCAGUUCUGCGUAAGCAGAGUGUUUUUUGUAACUUUUUCUUUGUUUCAACAUCCCCAGGUUUAUGUUGGUAUUGGCAAGCAACCAGCCUGAACAGUUUGACUGGGCAAUAAAUGACCGAAUAGAUGAGAUUGUCAACUUCGCUCUUCCAGGACUGGAGGAGAGAGAGCGUCUUGUUAGACUUUACUUUGAUAAAUACGUCUUAAAACCUGCAUCGGAAGGCAAGCAGUAAGUAUGCGCAGUUGACGUUUUAACCAUUUUGCAAAGAAACAGUGGCUAGUGUAAAUUUUAUAUAGCAUAAAUUGGUACUUUAUCCUACAUUUCCAUUGAUGUGCAAGACCACUUCCCUUUUCUACCCCUGCCAUGUCUCCCUCAAAGGCACUUUGUACAGCAUAAGCGUCUUUGAGCAGUGACCUCUUUUAUUGACACUGCUGAGGGACUGAUAAGGGACGCUGUCUCUGGCGUGCCACUUGGCUAUCUAAUUGUGGACAGCUAAAUGUCACUGGACUACAUAUCCCUUAAAUUCCUUAUCUUACUUAAUUAUGGGGUUUGAAGUCCAGUUGCAUUUAGCAGGCUUAAGCAGAAAUUGUGGCUUGUGAGACAUCGUAAUUAUUCUAACAUGUUGCAUCUUGUAAUUUCUUUGGCUUCAAAGGUUUAAACCUAUUGGAUGUACAUUGUGAAUAUCACCCAAGUGUAGAAUCAAAUAUAUUUGUAUGUAUCUUCCUUCUCUAUUCUCAGACGUUUAAAACUUGCCCAAUUCGACUACGGGAAAAAGUGCUCUGAGCUUGCAACGCUGACUGAAGGCAUGUCAGGCAGAGAGAUUUCCAAACUAGGAGUAGCAUGGCAGGUGAGAUGGAAGUUGAUUUGUUAAUAAAGUUUUGGUUUUUGUAUUUUGAAUGGACAUUGGGGAGAUGUCCACACUGGGUGCAGUCUGUGCCUGAUUUAUCGUCCAUGUCUUCUUGAUAUAAAGGAAAAAAGAAAGAAGUAUAGAAUAUUGCAUGAUGGCUUUAGGUCUGUUUUUCAUCUGUGAAUCAUAUCAUUUCCAAUUUGUUCUAGUCACAAACGUGGUGACUAUGCAUUGAGGAGUCUGAUUCAAAGGUGUUUUUUUUUUUUUUUUUUUUGUACCAAAUCCACAGCCCCAAUGGGAUCCUCCCUUCACUUUUAUAUACUGUCUACUUUAAAUGGUUUCUUUGUUUUUAUUAACUAUAACUUUGUGUCAUGUCCUCUAAGUAUUGGGCACCAGCGUAGGUUGGUGGGAAUAAAUUCCUCUUUAAUACUAAGCUGGUGACCUGUAACAUGCGUACAGCUAAGAAUACAAUGUAUUUGUCUCUGCGCAUUGAACUGCGUGUAUUAUGGGGCAAAACCAGUGUUACAUUGCAUUGCACAGACCCGGAGAAACAUGUUCUGUAUCCUUCCUGUCAAUCUCUAUAUUUUCUUGCACUUUUACCGAGACCAUGUGUAGACUUAUAGUUUAGCUGAUAAUGGGAGCUAGGCCAAUCUGCACCAUUCAGUGUAGCAGAUUAUUAAAAGGAUGCAUGACCAUAUACUCUGAAUAGGUGGAAUCUUUUUUCCCCAAAAGCGGGAUGAUGGGGCUGUCCCGACAAAAUCGGAACUAUUAUGAGUCAUGCUUGUGCACAGCUAAAUUCUUCAUGGUAUCAUUAUGCCUGUUUAUGUGGGUCAUCUUGGGAGGAUGGUGGUACCUGCACAUGCCUCCGCUUUCUAGCCCCCAUAUUAAACACUUCUACAGUGGUCAUGGCCAACACAAACUAUUGUUACCCACAAAUAGACAGACAUACAAAUAUACACCAUGUGGUAAAAAUAAGUAAUUAUACUUCCCUGGUGUUGUAGCUCCCUUGGAAAUAGUACUGAAACUAAAUAAUCACAACCAAAAAAUUAAGAAUCUUGUGUAUUCAGGAGAGAAAGACACACUACAUGAUUUUAGUAAGGGUCUCCCAAUUUAGACUUCAAUUUUUAUUAAUUUUUUUGCAUAUGCUUUUCAAAUGAGUCUGUCAGAAAAUAUUUUCAAAUAAUUUAUGUCCAAAAUACACUAUUAAAGGAAAACAAAUAGUUUCUUUCUUUUUACAAAAAGUGCGGUUUUCAAUAGAAAUUGGCACGAUUAGAAAUGUACCUUGUUACACCCCCCUAGCUGUCAGUCAAGCAACCAGUCCUGUUACUUCCUGGUUGCUUAGCUCAGUGGAGCUUAACUCUGAAGGUGUUGCCAAGAGCACCCACCUUGCAAAGACUUGUCAUUGAGCUCCAUUGGGAAGACUGUGAUUGGGCAGCCACAGAAAAUCUGUGCUGGGUUAGAUGAGGAGGGCUUACAAGGGCAGCAGACAAAAGAUCUGCAGCUUUUGCAAGCUGUUUUUAGAUGUACUCUUAAUAUAAUAUAAUUGCAUGUUUUUGUUUUUUUUUAAUAGAGGUAAACUAAACAGGCAGUUAGAUUUAUUUGGGUAGAGUGGGUGUCCCUUUAAGGUCUAGUGUAGACACAAUCAUUUUUUCAGCAGAUUGUGAUCCUUUCAAAAGCUUAUAAAAAAAUACAUUGGGGGCCUUAUUCUAAACCUUCUGCUUCUUUGAAUCCUUGAAUAUCAAUAAUCCCCCUAUGCCUUUAGUGUACUUAGGAUCACUUUCUAACAUCUAACAAUACUCAUAUGCACACUUUGUGUUUUUUAACCUGGAUUGUGCUGGAAAAAAUAGUUUUACAGUUCUAAUGUCUAAUUUCUCCAACCGUCUUAAUCCAAUUGCCACACGCAGUCUAUCAAGGAUUUCGAAUUGUAUUUUCGGUUCUGCUGCUUUUUUUUGGUUAUUUACAUAGGAUUCCUUUUUUUGUUUUUUUUUCCUCCCUUGGGUGAUAGGGAAAAAAACGAAAUAAUAUUGUUAAAAGGGAAAGGAUGCGAACAGGCAAAUGAUACUGCGCCGGACGAUUGAGCUCAGGCAGCUCAGCGUCUGUGACAAAUUGCAGAAAAUGACUUUGCAGAGCAACAUUUUAAGAUGAUUAUCUCCGCUGGGUGGAUAACCAUUUACAUUAGUGAGGGCCGAAGUGUGGUAAGCCUCGGUGCUGCUGCCGCAUUGAACGAAAGCGUUUACAUUGACUGUCUCCCCGUAGACUGCUUUGCCUUUUGUCAGGCUCAGGUUGAUUGUAAGAAGCAAUUUAUUCCUGGCUCUGCAGUAGAUGCGUAGCACGUGGAUCAGGGGUGCCACUGCAGGAUAGAUUUUAAAAGCAGCGUUAAUGGUGCUACUGUGGAGAGAAUGGAAGGGGCAAGACUGUUCAUUGCAGCUGUGACAAAGCAACCUGUUUUACAAGACUUGAUGUAAAGACAAUAUACUGGUUCUUUACAUAUGCAACCCUUUGCAUAAAACAACUUGCCUUUAAAGAGAUUCCUUUUGCUAGAGUGAUAACCCCUGGCAGGGUACUACAAUAUGACAAUUUGUUCACAUCCCAGUUAUUCUAUUUUUAUGGAAAGCAGUAUUGACCCUUUAGCUAUUUUUUGCAACGUGAAUACUCUGUGGCUUCUUCGAAAACUGCUAAAAUCCGUGUAUUCAAUUUCUAGCUAAAUAUCUGUAUUUUCAUUAUUUAUAUGAUUUGUGAUCUGAGUCCAUUAAGAAAUGAAUGGUGAUUAUUUUAAAUGUUUACUUUGUGGCAGUGACCACAGAACAGAAUUUGUUCGAUAUAUUGUUAAAUCUUUCAGAAUGACUUGGGGGAGGGGGGGAUAUGAAAUGAGUAUAAUAUGAAAGCUUUAUCUUGAUACAGUGCUGCUAACUUACAUAUCUCACUGGUUGCAUUUGAACUGGGGAGCGCUUAUAUGGCUUGUGGGUAAUGACUGUUUAAGCUCGAUCCAUUUAUUUCUGCAAAGGAUGGCCAUCAUGCAUACAGUGGUCCUUACUUUUAACACCAGAUAGAAGCCCGCUGGCACUUAGAAGAAGCUUUUAGUAAAGAAGAGAGCUUUCACCCUGGCCAUGCUGGUACUGUUCAAGUUAACGGAACAGUGCUAAUUAUUUUUUCAUUAAAAAAAAAAGCUAUAAUUUUUGUUUUCUUUACUGUAAGAUAUAUUGGUGAGCGUACCCAAAAAGGCUUACCGUAUAUAAUAGGCUUAUCAUAUUGGCUUCCACUAUCACGCAGAGGAGGCACCAAAAUGUAAAAAGCAUAAUAAAUACUAUAUAAUUAAGUGAUGAUUAAAUGGAAAAAAGGGUAGAUGGCAGAGCUAUUUAAAAAAAGAAAAAAAGUGUGUCCAUUAUUUUGGCAUUGUUAGUAGGAUCCAAUUUUCUUAAAUGUGGCAAUAUGUGCAUAUUUAAAAUGUUACUAUUACUAGCACUUAUUUUCACGAUUUUCCCCACAAUGUCUACAUUUUUAUGAAUUGUCGUCUAUUAUUUACUUCCAUUAAUCAUUAUCGUAUGUAACAAAUAAACAGCCGUACAUUUUCUUUAAAUGCAUUUAAUGCCACAAACCCUGUUUUGACCUAUUCUCACCAGAUGAUUUCAGGACUGUAAUUAAAAUACACCUCCCUGUGUGUUUGUGUGUCUGGGCAAGUGUACCUGGUGUCUGAAUAAAUCCGCAAGAUCUCGAAUGAUCGAUCCAGAUAUGUUGCUCAUGUUGGAGAGACCGAUUUGCUUUGUAUUGUUGCUGUGUAUGGUUAUGUGAGGCUUGAUGGAAUUGUUCUAUUGGAUUGUGUUUGUGUCUUUCCUUUUGCGCUGAUAAACACUGCAUAAUUUAUUAGUGCACAGUAAAUUAAGAAGCAAAUGGUAACCUCUGCACCCUGCCGAGAAGGAGAAUCUGUCCAGAUGAAUACAUUAACUAUGUUCACAUAACCUAGAGCUUUGUCCCCAGGUCUGCUCAGAGAGAGUAACCUUGUUAAAGGGUAUCACGCCUUCUAGCUCGGCUGAAGAGUUGCUUUGUCAGCCAAGUCUGCGGAAAUGGGUUAACAUGUGCGCAGGGGGAGAUAAAAUGUAUGAAUAUGAAUGAGACGGGACGCUGGGUUCAGUACGCCAGCAGCUAGCUCUCAUCAGAGACAGCCACUCUUCUCUCUCGUCGUCUUUCCCAUCCCUCCCUCUCUCCCCCUCCUCCUCUUUCCAUGCCCAUCCGCUUUCCCCUGUCAGGAAGGGACCCCGCAACUCUGCUAUUUUUAGAAAGUCAUUCAGAAAAGCAUCCAAGCGCAAAGCCUGGCAGUGUUCAGCGGCUGGAUGCAGGGAUGCUCUGAUGGCUUGCGAGGGAUGCACAGUUUUGUGGGUAUUAGGUGCAAAAUGUGAUGCUUGCAGCCACUACUGCGCCGCCUUCUUACUUGGAAACAUUAACGCCUUCACUGCUGGAAUCUCCGUAUACCCUAUUAAUACAUCACAUUCCAAUGUUUUGCAUGUCCACACUGGUAUAAAAAAAGGGGGGUGGGGGUUUAUCGGUGCCAUCACACUGCACCUUUCAGCUGUUUCUCUGAAAUAUCUCUAAUCUUGGUUUAAUUAAAAUGCCAUAAUGGUUUCUAUAACCGUACAUACAGGGCGAGAUUUGCUAAGGGUGUGAAUGUAAGAGAGGAUUGACUAUGGUCCAGGUAUGUCUGCUUUACUGGACAAAUCUAAAUCAUGUUUUAGCCUCCCAAGCUAUGAUUUUAUUUUUAUUUCCUAUUUAACAAAGCUUAAUUCUCUGCUUGAAUUCCGGUUGGUGAUUUGUCUUCAUUUUAUGAAUUAGGGGUUAAACAAUAAGGUUUAUAGUCAUUACAGGGGAAAUCCUGCUUGGAUUCUUGGCGAUAGGAUUAGUAAAGGGUGUUAAUGUUUUAAAACAUUUAGUUUUUUGCUUGUUCCUAAAUAAUGCAGUGCUGGACAGCUUUGUAGAAACAGAGGUGGGGGAUUCGAUUGCUUAAUUCUUAUAAAACCCUCCAUAUUCAGCUUUACAAAACCAUUCUUAAGAGGGCAAGGAAAUCCCCUGAUAAUUGAGCUUUAUUUGCAGUAAGGCGUAUGCAAUUCUAAGGAACUGGCAUCUGUGAUGUAGAAUUUAUCUGCAGUGUACGUCAAGGAUGCACCACUGUUUUGUACGUUGGCAUUUCGUGAAAUUUCAAUAGAACACUUGAUAGUUGGUUACCAGCUGUAAUUGGGUUUAGGGAUUAAAAUGUUUUUAUAGUUGACAAAGGCUCUGCAGAGUAAAGUAAAUUUUCUGCAUUUCUCACUCAAAAAUGUGUAUUUAAUGGUGAAUACUGAGAUAUUCUGCUAUCACUAUUGUCAUGCUAUGUUAAGAAGAGUAUGUUUGGUAUAGAAUGAGCAGAACCACUCCUGCAGGGUGCCCCGAGCAUUAUCAAGGUUAUUUUCUGAAGUUGGUAUUCAGAAUUCAAACUUAAAGGAACACUAUAGCGUUGGGAAUGCUAACCUGAAUUCCUAACACUAUAGUGUCCCUCUCCCUACCUCUAAAUCAGUGUCAUCUGUACUUCCACCAGCAAAAAAUAAUUGUUGCUUAACGUAUUCAAACACCGAGGCUCCCUCGACACUACUAACCUCCCAUCCCCUGCUGAAAUCACCCUCCGUGAGUGUCUAGUCCAAUACUUCUCUUAGAGGAGCAUUCGGGACCUAAUGCACAUUCACUACGCAGGCAUUCAAAAUUCCCAAUAGAAAAGUAUUAUGUUAAUGCUUUCCUACGGGUUUUUCGUGUCACAUUAUGGGGUUUUGUUCCACGGAAGCACCUGUAGUGGAGGAAUUAACCCUGCAAUGUCACAUUGCAGUGUUAAGAAGAUUAGGACACUGCACCCAGACCACUUUAUCUCAAUGAAGUGGUCUGGGUGACUAUAGUGUUCCUUUAAGGCCAAAAUAGCUGAACUGGAAAAAUUCUGUCAGCAAUGCUUACAGUUAAACUACCUCUGCCUAAAGUUUAAAAUUCACAUAGAAACAUAGAAUGUGACGACAGAUAAGAACCAUUCGGCCCAUCUAGUCUGCCCAAUUUUCUAAAUACUUUCAUUAGUCCCUAGCCUUAUCUUAUAGUUAGGAUAGCCUUAUGCCUAUUCCACGCAUGCUUAAACUCCUUUACUGUGUUAACCUCUACCACUUCAGCUGGAAGGCUAUUCCAUGCAUCCACUACCCUCUCAGUAAAGUAAUACUUCCUGAUAUUAUUUUUAAACCUUUGCCCCUCUAAUUUAAGACUCUGUCCUCUUGUUUUUCUUCUCUUAAAUAUAAUCUUCUCCUUUACUUACAUUGAAUUUUCCCUUUCGUAAUUAACCCUGUAUACUUUAUAAUACUGCCAUUUUCCUUUUAACAUGCAAACUCCUUUGCCCAAAUGAAAAAGGGAAAGAAAAAAAAAACCAUAAAGCUGUAAAAUACUCCAUUACAUAUCUUUUAAUUAUAUAAUUUUUUCCCCCAUCUAUUUUUCACUAUGAUUUCCACUUAAAAUAAAGGUGCCAAUCUUGUUAUCUAGCGAAUUUGAAUCAGUAAUGUUAGCCACACAUUUACAUAGCUAGUUCAGUAUAACCUUAACCAGGGACCCCAUUAUAAAAUGUCCGCAUUCGCAAUGCUCAUGUCUUGAAUCAUAGAAGUGGUCCGCACUGGGUUAUGAAUGGCUGUGGUAGAUUAUAUACCAGGAGAUUGUCAUGGGAAUGCCCUUGUCUAUGUGCAGCUUACUGCAGACUGGAUUUUAUUAUACAUUUUGUUGUAUAGAUUGCGCUGUGCACCUCACAUUUUGUAACCAGCUGUAAACAUCCAUUGUGCUUGCUAUAAUUGUAUUACAAUGACAACCUAUUAGUAAAAUGGCUUUGAGCAUCUGGUUUUCUAUGCAAGAAGCAACCACAACCUGUAGCCAAUAUCCCCUCAUGCUGUUCUUUGGUUUAGUGCAGUAUUUAAACGCGGGGAAGCGAUAAUGUGAUCCCUGCAGAUUCUAAAGCGGUUGUGCGUGUAGUAUAUUAUUUUAUUUCAUAAUGGAUUCUGACCCGCGCAUAAUUCAACCUGUGUCUGGGACAGAUAAUGUGACUUUCUUCCUAUUCCAUAAAGUGUCAAAGGUUCCGCUUCUUCUAAAUGUAUCGUUCUUUUUAACCUUCGGUGAAGGAUGAAGGGAGGGGGGAUUCUCUCCCCUUCCCGUUAAUCCACAUUACACAGUCAGUGCACUGAAAAAUCCCUCUAGAAAGCAGUUUGCGAGGAGGCUGGGCCUUUUCACCUGGCUAAUGCCAUUUACACAAUUGGUUGGCUGUAUGUUAAUAUUCCAGAUUCCCAGGCAUUCACCAGCAGAAUUGCACUUCCAUUAAGCAGAGCACUUGUUCACCUCAUUAACCACUGCAAAGGCAGCCCUGAAAAUUGACACAUUUUGCAAGCUGCUGUCACCGUGCACCACGUCUCGUGUUUACAAUUGUGCUGUGCCCAGCUUAGUUUAUUUUCCCUGCAGUGCAAGGAAGAGGGCGGGGGGUUCUUGCUUUUUAAAUUGACAGACGUCACAUUGAUACACUGCAGUAGUUUUAAACACCUAUUUUCAGUUUGAAAGGGCCUGUCUCUUCCUUGAUAGAUCAUUCCCAACUAACACUGCUCCCCGCAAGCCUUAGAGAUGGCAUUAGCCCUUGUAGUGGGGGCUGUGUGACUAUGGCAGACAGGCGGGCAUGUAUGUUUCUAAGACCAUUUAUAUUUCUCUUCAUAUUUUUAACUCUCCAAGUUAAUUUUUCUUAACAAAUGAAAGAUUACAGUUAAAGCUUAUUUUGUGUGAAGUUUAUUUUUUGAGUUCUAGUGACCCAGGUUUCAAAAAUAGGGAGACGGUUCCAUUUCAGCCAUUUUGUCUGUCUAAGUUUGUUUCUGUCUGCUACUUUCUGUACAUUAACACUUUCUCUUAACACAGGUGCUUUUAUCUUGCUUCCUUUAAACACUAAGUCGUGCUUACGAGUAUAUGGUUUAAGUAAAAAAGAAACCAAAAUUUAAAAAAACUAUUAGCUGAGAAGGGGACUGUCUCCUCUCAAGAUAUUUAAUAUUUUGUUCACCUAUCCCCUUUAAUUAACAAAUACAUUUUUAUAGCAUCUAACAACAAAAAAACUUAAAUGCUAUAAUCCACACUGCUGUAUUUACAGUGUUUCCCCAAAAAUAAGACAUCCCCUGAAAAUAAGCCCUAGCUUAUCUUUGGGGGACGCUUGUAAUGUAAGCACUAGUCGCUUGUUUACUAAUCUGUUUUUCCCCGAACAUAGAUUUGCGGUACUCCAUGCACUAUUAAACUGGUCUAUGUUCAGGGAAAUUCUCCUGAACAUAGACCUGCUUUCUAGCACAUGCUUACUACCAGCUUUCCCCGAAAAUAAGCCCUAGUGCAUCAUUGGGGGGGAGGGGUGGGGGGGAAUUAAUAAAAGACGGUACCUCUGUCACCACCAGCUCUGUGGUGCAAUACCCUUGUAGGCUCACUGUAUUAUGCAGUGAUAUGUAGUUAAAUGUGGGAUAUUCUCUGGGACUUAAAGCUUUUGAGCAUUUCAUUUUCUAUAAACAGCUACUUCAUUCCACAAUGGUGUCAUACAUACGGUCUCUGCUGUUAUCUGUUUAGAGACCCUUCUGUUUUUCAUAUUGUGCUGGCAGUUUGGGAGUCUGUAUUCCAAAACACAUACGUAUUUUAUACAUAAACCCAUGAGAAAGCAUUUGAGGAAUUUUAUGAGGUUCUGUAUGUGAAAGGAACAUUCAGAAGGAUUGAAACACAUAGGGGGACAAUAUAAAGUUAAUUGCCAUUUUUCCAAAAUUAAUUGCCCUCUGUAUUUCUUGAAUGCGUAGGGACAAAAACAUUUAUUUUAUAGAAAAUCACGCACAUCUUCUGAUGUCAGAGGUUUAUUAUUUAUUGAUGAGAACAUUAAUGUAAGUGUAUCCAAAAUGGUGAGAACUUAGAUUAAAUGCUUAAGGUUGGCAGACUCUAUACCAAUAUUGAGUAACUUGUGUAAUUAUUUUUAUUUAUUUUUUAGUUUGGUGUGUAGUUUUUGUGUGUAGUUUUUUCUUGGUAAAUAUAUAGUACACUCUAGUAUUCUGUUUAAUUAUUUGACACUAAUGCUCUUAGACUGAGCAAAACUCUUAUUUCUUAGUGUUUUUUUCUUAACCUAUGUAGAUUGGUUUUGUGUUUUCCAGUUAUAAUAAAAACACAAUACAUUAACCUGUAAUCCAGCGGCAGGACAUUUUCAUCACUGCAGUCCAAUCCUAAUCCAGUGAAGUCCUCUAUCCUGAUGACUUUUGUUUGAGCAGAUGCUAUUCACAGACUAAAGGUCCUUUUUCAGGAUUGGUAAAUUUGAUAAUUGCUUUGUGUUAUUAAACUUAAGGCUCUGUGCAUGACUUAUUUUUUUAUUUAUUUAUUUUCUUCAACCCAGGCGGCUGCUUACGCCUCCGAGGAUGGCAUUCUGACCGAAGAAAUGAUUGACGCUCGUGUAGCUGACGCAAUCCGCCAGCAUCAGCAGAAAAUGGAAUGGCUUAAGGCAGAGGGUAAAGAGGAAAGCAAAGAAUCAGGAAAAAAUCCUUUACAGCCGCUCCUUCAGGGUACCCCUGUUUGACAGCACUACUAAAAAAAAAAAAUGCCUGAACUGCCUCAAUCUUCUGUCCACAAGUGAAAUGCCAAUAGCUGCCGUUAACAGCCCCCGAUAUUAACCUCUGCGUCCAGUGAAGUCACGGGAGCAUAGUGGAAGACGUUUUCAGCAGCAGGUUACAGGGAACCAUAGAUGAAUACUCAGAAGUUCCUUACUUCCAUUUCACUUUUCAUUCCCUAACGAACUCAUUCGUCCUUUUUAUAUUCUUUUUAGGGUAAUUGUGAUUAUUAAUAUAUUAUGUGAAAAUGGAUAAUUUUGUUUUAAAACUUAAUUAAGCUGUGGCAAUAAAAUAAUUCCUGGUGAAAUGGAGAGGAUAAUUUGUUGUUGUGUUCAUAAUCUUUUUGAAAAACAAAAACUAAUUUUAUCUUGCGAGUGUAUACAAAUGUUUCAGUAAAUAAUUCACUAUGCAGGGUAUUGGAGUGCUCUUUGCAGAGCUGUUUUUUCCCAGCAUGGACUCCCGUUUAACAAUAAUGAAAUGACACCAGCGACUGCUGUCUUUCACACUGCAGAUGUUUACGGUUUGAUAGCUCGCUGAUCAACAUGGCAAAUGUACCGGACAACAGUAGAACUGGUAGUAACAUAUCAAUGAUAUAUACAUUUGUGUUGUACGUACACUGUACUAGCUAAUUGAG